CUUGCCUCGGGUGUAGGGAUUGCAAGGUAAAAAGCAAAACUACACGGUGACUCUGUGUAGUUUUGUUUUUGGGGGAUAUUUCGAGGCUCAACCGUUCUCACCUUGGAUUUCUGGAAACACAUUUGGAUAAAGAGAUUGUUUCAGAAGCUAUAGACUUCUGGGCAAAGUCCCAUCAGUGACAGGCAUCCUUGUGACACAAGGUGCCUACCAACAUGUCAACACAGGCGCCAACGUUUACACAGCCGCUUCAGAGCGUUGUGGCACUUGAGGGUAGUGCCGCAACGUUCGAGGCUCAAGUUAGUGGUAAUCCAGUUCCUGAGGUGAGCUGGUUUCGUGAUGGCCAGGUUCUUUCCGCUGCCGCUCUGCCCGGCGUUCAGAUCUCGUUCAGCGAUGGCCGCGCUGUUCUGAAGAUCCCUGCUGUGACAGCCGCACACAGUGGAAGAUUUUCCGUGAGAGCCACCAAUGGCGCUGGACAAGCCACUAGCACCGCUGAACUUCUUGUUACAGCUGAGACCGCGCCACCCAACUUCAUUCAGAGACUUCAGAGUGUUACGGUGAGACAAGGAAGCCAAGUGAGACUAGAUGUUCGUGUGACUGGAAUCCCUACACCUGUGGUGAAGUUCCUCAGGGAGGGAGCUGAGAUUCAAAGCUCAGCUGACUUUCAGAUUGUACAAGAGGGAGAUCUUUACAGUUUGUUGAUUGCUGAAGCCUUCCCAGAGGACUCUGGAACCUAUUCUGUCAGUGCCUCCAACAGCAGUGGCCGUGCCACCUCUACUGCUGAACUGCUCGUUCAGGGUGAAGAGGUUGCUGUGCCCGCUAAGAAGACCAAGACCGUUGUCUCAACUUCACAGAUGUCUUCUUCACAGACUCGUCAGACUAGAGUGGAGAAGAGAACAGUGGAGGCUCGUUUCGCGUCCUCUACGAUGCACAUGCAAGUGGAGGGAGGGGAGGUGACCCAACACCUGGCACACAAGACUCCCCCACGUGUGCCUCCCAAGCCAACCUCAAGGUCCCCCCCAUCAAUGGUGUCAAGAGUUGCAGCCACUCGUCACCAGUCCCCCUCCCCCGUGAGACACGUGAAAGCACCCACCCCCACCCCUGUCAGACCUGUUUCCCCGUCCUCAAGACUCUCAGUGUCCCCAAUCAGACCAGUGAGGUCUCCGAUCACGGGCCGCAGGCAGGUCACCCCGGGCGUGGAUGUACCUCCACCUUGGAAGCAGGGGGGCUACGUGGCCGAGGGCAGCUACACCAUGACCUCUGGAGCCACCCACGUCCAGACCACUUCCUCCAGCCAGAUGCAUAUGGAACAGCACUGGGAGGCCUCUUACUCCGCAAGCCAGCAAGUCAGUGGUGCUGCUGCUGUCACAGAGGGUGAGGUUGGGAAAAAGGCAGCUGUGGCAACAGUACUAGCUGCUGUUGAUCAAGCGCGUGUCCGAAAGCCCAUGUACUCUGAGGGUGGCCUUACUGAAGAGGAAGCCAUAGAACAUGACUUAAAUCAGCAAGCCAUGCUCUUCUCAGAGCAACAAGUCAGAACCACAACAGAGGCUGUGCCAAUGCCCACUGCUAGGCAAAUGGGUUCCUCUGCACAGACAGUUCAUGUCUCUCAGAUUCAGACCCAAGUGGAUACUGGCCUUGAUCCAUCUCCAGUUCCACAUUUCACAGUUUCAAAAGUUACUGUUCCUAAACCUGAACAUAGUUAUGAGGUUUCGAUUGCAGGGUCUGCUAUUGCCACUCUGCAGAAAGAGUUGUCCACUACCCCUGCUGCUCAAACAAUCAUCAGACAUGUCCAACCACCAUCUCAUAGGAUCAUGGAGGCAAGACUGACUCCUGAGCCAAUCUCAUCUCCGUUUAAAGAUGUUGGUGACAGAUAUCAGACCAGUUUUGAAACACAGUUACAAAGAGAGAUAGGCACUUCACUGACAGGUGGCAUGGAUCAAAAGUACGGCGAUUGGGACAUUCAGGUUGUUGAGAUGGCAAUGGUUCCCUCAGAAGUGAAAGAGGCUACUGUUCCUCCUACACUUGUGGCUGGAUUGAAAAAUAUGACAGUUACUGAGGGAGAAUCUGUGACAUUGGAGUGCCAGAUCUCUGGCCACCCGGCCCCAGGCAUUAUGUGGUUCAGGGAGGAUUACAGAAUUGAGAGCUCCAUUGAUUUCCAAAUUACAUAUGAGGGUGGAUAUGCACGUCUGGUGAUCCGCGAGGCCUUUGCUGAGGACAGCGGCCGCUUCACUUGCACUGCAACCAAUGAAGCUGGAACAAUCAGCACAUCUUGCUACCUGCUUGUGAAAGUGUCUGAGGAGAUCGAGAGCAGAGAGGAAUUAACUACUGUUUCUGAGGAAAUUGAAACUGCCCAUGAAGAGGCACAGAUUACUGUUACUGAAGCAAAAGAAGAGACUAUGUCCGUGACUAGCGGCUAUUCUGAGACUGUCGAAGCUGCAGCUGCUGCAGCCCCAUUCUUUAUCAAGAAACCCACCGUCCAGAAGCUUGUGGAGGGUGGAAGUGUUGUCUUCGAGUGUCAGAUCGGAGGCAGCCCCAAACCUCACAUUUACUGGAAGAAGAGUGGAGUGCCCCUUACUACAGGAUACAGGUACAGAGUGGCCUACAAUAAGGAGACUGGAAGCUGCAAGCUGGAGAUCUCCAUGACUUUUGCAGAUGAUGCCGGAGAGUACUCCAUCAUUGCCAAAAAUCAGCUUGGUGAGGCAUCUGCCUCAGCUCAGCUUCUCUCUGAAGAGGAAUAUGAAGUAUACAUGAAGAAAUAUGAAACGACAGUGACCACGACCAUGGUGCAGGAACCCAGAGUUGGUGAUAUUCCUCCUGUGGUUGUCAGUGAAUAUGAGAAGAGAACACAGACAAUGACCUUUGUUACUGGACAGGAAUUCCAAAUAUCUGCCUUUGAGCAAAGAAUAAUCCAAGAGGUUGAACUUCGCAUUUUGAGGAUUACCUAUCAAAUGCUUGUCACCGAAGAUAGAGAAGAGAUGGUUAUGAUUGCAGAAGAUCAGGCCACACAACCAAUCUUUGACACACCCGUGAAAAGCUACAGAAUCAUGGAAGGAAUGGGAGUCACCUUCCACUGCAAAAUGGCUGGCACUCCCCUACCCAAGAUUGCUUGGUUCAAAGAUGGCAACCGCAUCAGGCAUGGAGGCCGUUACCAGAUGGAGUUUCUCCAGGAUGGAAGAGCCAGUCUGCGUCUGCCCGUGGUGCUGCCAGAGGAUGAGGGCGUCUACACUGCUUAUUCGUGCAACAUGAAGGGCACAGCUGUGAGCUCUGGAAAGCUUUACAUUGAGUCUGCCGCUGCUGCUCAACCACAGUACCCACAGACAGAGGCUAUGAAGAGAAUCCGAUCUACCUCUCCUCGCUCCACAAGCCACUCCCCUGGUCGUUCUCCUGGACGUUCCCCAGCCCGUAGGCUUGAUGAGACUGAUGAGAGCCAACUUGAGAGGCUGUACAAACCUGUUUUUGUCCAGAAGCCUUCCUCCUUCAAGUGCUCUGAAGGACAGACAGCAAGAUUUGACCUGAAAGUUGUUGGCAGACCCAUGCCAGAUACAUUCUGGUUCCACAAUGGACAACAAAUGAUCAGUGACUACACCCACAAAAUUGUUGUCAAGGAAGAUGGAACUCAGUCCUUGAUUGUAGUCCCAGCCAUGCCAGCCGACUCUGGUGAAUGGACAGUUGUUGCUCAGAACAGAGCUGGAAAGACGUCCGUCUCCAUGACACUGACAGUUGAUGCCAAGGAACACUUGAUCAGGCCUCAAUUUAUGGAGAAGCUGAAGAACAUCACUGUCAAGGAGGGCACUUUGGUUGAGCUUGCUGUCAAAGCCAUUGGAAACCCUCUCCCUGAUAUUGUCUGGUUGAAAAAUAGUGACAUUAUUUCUCCUCACAAGCAUCCUAAUAUUAAGAUUGAUGGCAGCAAAGGAGAGUCUCGAUUCCAAAUUCCAUCAGGAGCAGGUGCGGAUACUGCCUGGUAUACUGCUACAGCCAUUAACAGAGCUGGAAGAGAUACCACUCGCUGCAGGAUCAAUGUUGAGGUCGAGUUCACUGAGCCUCCUCCAGAAACUAGAAGGCUUGUUAUUCCUAAGGGGACCUACAAGGCCAAGGAGAUUGCUGCCCCGGAAUUGGAGCCACUGCAUCUUCGCUAUGGCCAAGAGCAAUGGGAGGAUGGUGACCUUUACGACAAGGAGAAACAGCAGAAGCCCCAUUUCAAGAAGAAGCUGACAUCAGUCAGACUGAAGCGCUUUGGACCUGUGCACUUUGAGUGCAGACUGACCCCUAUUGGCGACCCCACCAUGAUGGUGGAGUGGCUACAUGACGGUAAACCCCUGGCUGCUGCCAACAGGCUGCGCAUGGUGAAUGAAUUUGGCUAUUGCAGUCUUGACUAUGAAGCUGCCUAUCCCAGGGACAGUGGUGUGAUCACUUGCAGGGCCACCAACAAGUAUGGAGUUGACCAGACCUCAGCAACACUAAUUGUGAAGGACGAGAAGGGCCUUGUUGAGGAAACCCAGCUGCCGGAAGGCAGGAGGGGAAUGAGGAUGGAUGAGAUGGAGCGCAUUGCCCAUGAGGGAGCACUUGCAGGGGUCUCUGGUGAUGACUAUUCUGAGAAGACAAAGCCAGAGAUCGUGCUUCUCCCUGAGCCAGCAAGAGUCCUCGAGGGUGAGACUGCCAGGUUCCGUUGCAGGGUAACCGGUUAUCCCACUCCAAAGGUGAACUGGUACAUCAAUGGUCAGCUCAUUCGCAAGAGCAAGAGAUUCAGACUUCGUUAUGAUGGUAUUUACUACCUUGAGAUAGUAGACAUCAAGUCUUACGAUUCAGGAGAGGUAAAAGUUGUGGCAGAAAACCCUGAGGGUAUAUCUGAGCAUGUUGUGAAGCUGGAGAUCGAACAAAAGGAAGACUUCAGAACGAUCUUGCGACGUGCCCCUGAAGUUAAGGCACCAGCACCCACCCUUCCCUCUGCUGAGCAUGGUAGAGUAUCCUUUGAAGUUGUCAAAGUUGAUAAACCAGUUGAGGGAUCCAAGCAAAAAGAGGUUGUCAAACUUAGGAAGGUUGAGAGAGUUCUGCAUGAGAAAUCAACAGAGGAGACAGAGGAGCUGAGAAGCAAGUUCAAGCGCAGGACACAAGAAGGCUACUUUGAAGCCAUUACUGCAGUCGAGCUGAAGGCGCGCAAGAAGGAUGAAUCAUAUGAGGGUAUGCUGAAGAAGAGGAAAGAGGAGCUUCUUCACCGGACCAAACAAUUAUCUGAGGCUGAGAAGAAGAAGCUAGAAGAAGGUGCAGUCAAAGUUCCCACAAUCAAACCGGAAAAGUUGGCCCUGUCACCCAGUAUGGAAGCUCCUAAGAUCCAGGAGCGCAUUCAAAGCCAGACAGUGGCUCAGGCUGAGGAAGUGCGUUUCCGCAUAAGAGUUGUCGGAAGGCCUGAUCCAGAAUGCCAGUGGUUCAAAAAUGGUGUCUUGCUGGAGAAAUCUGACAGAAUUAACUGGUACUGGCCCGAAGACCAUGUCUGUGAGCUGGUGAUCAAAGAUGUCACUGCAGAAGACUCUGCUAGCAUCAUGGUCAAAGCUAUGAAUAUCGCUGGAGAGGCCUCAAGUCAUGCAUUCCUUUUGGUCCAAGCAAAGCAAGUUGUCUCCUUCUCGCAAAAACUGGAAGAUGCCUAUGCCAAAGAGAAGGACACGGUUGUGACCUUUGAAUGUGAAACAAAUGAGCCUUUUGUUAAAGUCAAAUGGCUGAAGAACAAUGCUGAGAUUUUCGCUGGUGACAAAUACAGGACGCACUCUGACAGAAACGUUCAUUUUCUGUCUGUUCUGAUGAUCACCAUGAAAGAUGACGACGAAUAUUCCUGUGUUGUGAUCGAGGAUGACCAAGUGAGAACUACUGCCAGACUCCAUGUAGAAGGUGCCCCACUUGAACUUCUGAAGAAACUGGAGAGUGUUGAAGUCCCUGAAACAUAUUCUGGAGAGUUUGAGGUUGAAUUGUCCCGUGAAGAUACUGAGGGAACCUGGUACUUUGAAAAUAAGGAGAUUACUCCCAGCAUGAAAUAUGUUGUGUCCUCUCGCCGUGGACGUCACAGUUUGUCUGUGAAAGAUGUCAAGAAGGAAGAUCAGGGCAAAUACUCUUUCAAAACUGGAGAUUUGAGCACAAGUGCCUCCCUGAAGAUGAAAUUGCGUCCUGUUACACUGAUGCAGGGCCUCACUGACCUGACUGUCUGUGAGGGUGAUAUUGCUCAGUUUGAGGUGCGCUUCUCACAGGAGAAUGUUGAGGGAACAUGGAUGAAAAAUGGACAACCUCUCUCUGCCUCCGACAAAAUUCACAUUGUCAUUGACAAACUCAUUCACAAGCUGCUUAUUGAGGACACAAACAAAGAUGAUGCUGGAGCGUAUUCAUUUGUCGUUCCACUCCAGGAUAUUUCUACAUCAGCAAAACUUCACAUUCAAACCAUUGGCAUUGUGACCCCACUCAAGGAUGUUACUGUAGUUGAGGGUACAAAAGCCGUCCUGGAGACCAAGAUCUCUGCUGCCGACAUCACCUCAGUGAAAUGGUUCCAAAGUGACAAGCGUAUGGUAGCAAGUGACAGAGUCCACAUGGUGGCUAAGGGAACCAAACAACGUCUGGUGUUUAGCAGGACAUAUGCAUCUGAUGAGGGACUCUAUAAGCUGUUUGUUGGCAAAGCUGAUACAAGCUGCAAUCUUACUGUUGAAAAAAUUUCCAUUGUGAAGCAUAUGGAGGAACGUGUUUGCACGGAGACCCAGAAUGUGACUUUUGAGGUGGAGUUGUCUCACCCUGGUAUUGAUGCCCUCUGGACUCUGAAGAAAAAUCCACUCAAAGCUGGUGCCAAAUACAAGAUGGAGGCCAAAGGCAAACGUUACAGCCUUACAAUCAUUAAUACCAUGAAAGACGAGGAAGGGGAAUAUACCUUUGCAGCUGGUGAAAAGACAUCCAGUGCAAAGCUUAUUGUUUCAGGUGGUGCUAUCAGCAGACCCCUUCAUGACCAGACUGUGGCAGAAUCUCAGGGUGCCGAGUUUGAGUGUGAAGUCGCCAAUGCCAGCGCUAAGGGCAAAUGGCUGAAGGACGGUCAACCUGUUGACUUCAGUGAUAAUAUAUACCACGAAGACAAGGCUGCUGUUAGGCGCCUUGUGAUAGUCAUCACCAGGCCACAGGACAUUGGUGAAUACACCUACCAGGUGGCCAACUCUAAGACAUCUGCACAUCUCAAAAUUGAAGCUGUGAAAGUCAAGAAGACUAUGAAGAAUGUGAAUGUUGUUGAAACACAGGAAGCAGAGUUUAACCUUGAACUCACCCACGAAAAUGUGAGAGGUUCUCAGUGGACCAAGAAUGGCGUGGAAAUUAUUCCAAGCGACAAAUAUGAAAUCACAAUUGAUGGCAUGAUGCACUCCCUGAAGAUCAAGAACUGCACCCUUCAAGAUGAAUCGGUUUAUGCAUUCAAACUGGGAAAACUCACUGCUAAUGCCAGGCUGAAUGUUGAUACAAUCAAAUUUGUAAAGAAGCCCAAGGAUGCAACCUCUCUCUUGGGUGGCACUGCCUCCUUUGAGGUGAGUCUGUCCCAUGACGACAUCCCUGUCAAAUGGAUGUUCAACAACACUGAAAUCAAGCCCAGCGCAGACUACCAGAUUAUGUCUGAAAGGAAAUCCCACAAAUUGGUCGUGCAGAAUGUGACUUUAAACAAAGCUGGAGAGUAUUCAGCUGUUGCUGGAAAAUUGCAGUGUGGUGCAAACCUACAUGUUGAAGCUUUGAGAGUGACCAAGCCUCUGAAGAAUCUGGAUGUUCCCGAGACUCAUGUGGCAACCUUUGAGUGUGAAGUGUCACACUUCAAUGUCCCAUCCACUUGGCUGAAGAAUGGUGUGGAGAUCGAGAUGAGUGAGAAGUUCAGGAUUGUGGUGCAGGGAAAGCUCCACCAGCUCAAGAUCAUGAACACCAGCAGAGAUGAUGCAGCAGAGUACACCUUUGUCUGUGGAAAUGACAGAGUCUCUGCAACACUGACAGUUAACCCCAUUCUUAUCACUUCCAUGCUUCAAGACCUCAAUGCCCAGGAGAAGGAUACUAUUACAUUCGAGGUCAAUGUCAAUCAUGAAGACAUCUCUUACAAAUGGUAUAAGAAUGGUGUGGAAAUUCGGUCCACAGAUAGGUGCCAGACCCGAAGCAAGCAACUCAAUCACACACUCACCAUACGCAAUGUGCACUUUGGUGACACUGCAGAGUAUAAGUUUCAUGCUGGAUCUGCUGAAACAACAGCAAAACUCUAUGUUGAAGCUCGCGUGAUUGAGUUCACAAAGCACAUCAAAGAUAUUAAGAUUACUGAAAAGAAGAGGGCUACCUUUGAAUGUGAAGUGUCUGAGCCGAAUAUCCAUGUCAUUUGGAUGAAAGAUGGACAGGAACUUGAAAUGUCUGAAAGGUGCAGAGCUUCCUCUGACAAUGUCCAGCACUCCCUGACAAUUCAGUCAGUGCGUAUGUCUGAUGCUGGAGAGUACUCUGUGGUUGCUGGCGCAAACAUGUCAAAGGGUCGCCUCACUGUGGAGGGCCGCGAUGUUGUUAUUAAGGAACCUGCUGAGACAGACAUCACAGUUGUUGAGAAGCACAGAGCCACAUUUGAGUUUGAAGUCAGUGAGGAUGACAUUGAGGGACGCUGGCUGAGGAAUGGAACUGAGAUCGAUUUCUUCUCAGAGAAACGGUUAAACUAUGUGACGAUUAAGAAGACCCACCGUAUGACAAUCACUGAGACCUACAAAACUGAUGCUGGGGAGUACACCUUUAUUGCUGGCAAGAACAGGAGUGUGGUCACGCUUCAUGUCAGGCUCGCAGAGUUUCCCCGAGUUGUUAGGCAGAUGCUCCCACUGAAGGUGGUGUCUGGCAGAAUGGCACGCUUCUCGGUUGAAGUCAAAGGCACCCCAGAGCCCCAGGUGACCUGGUUUAAGAACAAUCAGCAAAUGUAUCAUGGGGCUGAAUGCAGCAUCAUUAAAGAUGGUGGGGAGCACACACUGAUGCUUAGUCAGGCCUUCCCAGAGGACGCAGGUGUCUAUAGCAUUGUGGCAAAGAAUGACGCUGGAGAGGCCACAAGCUCUGCUCCUCUCGAUGUUGAGGUGCCAGAGGUGAUUACACCUAUUUCACCUCCCCAACUUGUUUUCCCAAUUUCCGACAUGACUGUUGAUGAGGGAGAUUGUGCGAAAUUCAAGUGCAAUUUCACUGGAGAUGACUUGAUUAUCACCUGGCAGUGCAAAGGUCAGGAGAUUCAGAAGUCAGCCUCCUUCAAAAUGACUCAGUAUGAUGAUUAUAUCCAGCUGGAAAUUUCCAGGGUUUUCCCGGAGGAUGAGGGAGAGUACACAUGUGUUGCCCACAACUCUGCAGGAACAGCCUCAUGUUCCGCCACGUUAACUGUUCAGGCAGUUCAAGUGGAAGAGGGUGGCGAAGGAGAAGGAAGAGUGCCACCUGUUUUCAGGCGCAAGAUCCAACCCCUGGAGAUCAAUGUUGGUGAAAAGGCCAAGUUUGACUGUGACAUUGAAGAUGCUCCAGAUGUCAACUUCAAAUGGUUCAAGUCUGGCACAGAGAUUCGUCAGGGGGAGAAGUACAGGAUCAUCAGCGCUCAACUCAAGUCCUCACUGGAAGUCAUGAAGACCUCCAAUGCUGACAGCGGUGAAUUUACCUGCAAAGCCACAAACCCGAGCGGCAGUGACAGAUGUUCAGCUUACCUCACUGUGUCUGAGCGCAAAAUCCCACCAAGCUUUACCAAAAAGCCUGCAACUACUAUUGAUGAAACUGCGGGUAAAUUGGUGAAGUUGGAAGCACGGCUGACUGGUUCAUCACCCAUUAAUAUCCGCUGGCGCAAAGACAACAAGGAAAUCUCCAGCUCUGACAACGUUGACAUCUCUUUCAAGAGCAACGUGGCCCUGCUGUGCAUCAAGUCCUCUACUUGCUCAGACUCUGGCAGCUACAUUUGUGAAGCCACUAAUGAAGCUGGUACAACCUCCUGCCAUGUGACAGUGAACAUCACAGAGCAAAAGACAGCCCCAGUCUUUGACAAGCCUCUUAGGUCAGUGACUGUUAUGGAGAGUGACAAGCUCAACCUGAGCUGCCAUGUCCGUGGAUCUCCUCCUUUGAAGGUUCAGUGGAUGAAGGACAGACGGGAACUUGCCUCCUCAGCCAGCAUUAAAAUCACUUUUGUGGAUGGAACACCCAACCUGCAAAUCCUCCGCACAUCCAAAAAUGAUGCAGGCGACUACUUGUGCAAGGCCACAAAUGAUGCCGGCAGUGAAUUUACUAAGUGUAAAGUCACCAUAAAAGAUAAAACAGCAGCUCCUAAACCUGAAGCUGCUCCAGCUGCUCCAGCUGCUCCAGCUGCUGUCCCAGUGAAGCGAUUUGACAACUUGUUCUUUAUUGAAGAGCCUAAGACUGUCCAAGUAACUGAGAAGGGCACAGCAACCUUCAUUGCUAAAGUUGGUGGGGACCCCAUCCCCAAUGUGAAAUGGAUGAAGGGCAAGUGGAGACAGGUUACUCAUGGUGGUCGCAUCUCCAUCGAGCAGAAGGGCCAAGAGUCCAAGCUGGAAAUCAAAGAGGCUACCAAAUCUGACUCCGGACAGUACAGAUGUGUUGCAUCGAACACACACGGAGAGAUUGAAUGCAGUGCUGACAUGAAUGUUACAGAGAGGAAGGAGACUGGUCCUGAGACAGUGACGCUCAAGAAGACACCAUCAAAGCAGAAAAGUCCAAAGGAGGCUCAAGAAAUUAACAUUGUUGAGCUGCUGAGGAAUGUAGAUCCUAAAGAAUAUGAGAAGUAUGCUCGCAUGUAUGGAAUCACUGACUAUCGUGGUAUCCUCCAAGCUAUUGAGCAGUUGAAGAGAGAAAGAGCAGAGGCAGGUGAAAAGGAAUCCGAUGAAGAUUUGACUGCUUUCAUGGCUGAUUUGCAGAGCAAGAUGGAACAGGAGCCUGUGACACUGGUGAAGGAUAUUUCAGAUCAAAGCACACAUGAAAACAAGGACGCCGUGUUUGAAUGCGUGGUUAAGAUCAAUUACCCAGAGAUUUCUCUCUCUUGGUACAAAGACACAAAGAAGCUGUCAAGUGAUGGCAAAUACGAUGUUAAAGUGUCAGGUGAUCGCCAUACACUGAAGAUCAGUAAAUGCCAUUCAUCAGACCAGGGAAAUUAUCGGGUUGUGUGUGGACCUCACAUCUCAAGUGCUAAGCUGACAGUUCUAGAGUCAAAAGAACAGAUGCCACCUUCGGCUGAUCAAAUUCAGUUCACCAAACGUAUCCAGAACAUUGUGGUAAAAGAGCGACAAUCAGCAACUUUCGAAUGUGAGCUGUCCUUCGACGAUGCCACUGUUACCUGGUAUAAAGACUCAUGGGAACUGAAAGAGAGCCCAAAGUAUACCUUCAGGUGUGAAGGAAGACGUCACUUUAUGAUCAUCCGCAAUGUAACUGCUGAAGAUGAAGGCGUAUACUCAGUGAUUGCACGAUUGGAACCCGUUGGUGAAGCUAAGAGCACAGCUGAGCUUUAUCUGUCAGGCAAAGAAGUUAAUUUAGGAAGGGUUCCUCAAGAUGUCCCUGAUACAUCAAUACAAGUUCCUGAAGUGUCCUCCUCUAUAGUUAGUUUUAAAGAAGAGACUUCAGAAUACUAUCACUGCGAACAAAAGACAGAAAUAACAGCGGUUGAAAGUUGGACUGUUCAAGAGGAAACAGUGAUUGAGCUCUCUUCAGUUAAAGAAACAAUGAAACCAGUUGAAGAAACUGUUCCAAAAACAACGGUGGGGGUGAGAGAAGAAAAGCCAGUGAAAGUACCUGAGGUGAAGAAGCCAGAAGAGAAACCUGUAACAGCAGUGUCACAGGAACCUGCAAAACCAGCCAAAGUACCUGAAGCCAAGAAGCCUGUGGAAGAAAAGGUGACUCCAGUUAAAACUCCUGAGCAAAAAGAGAAACCACCAACCAAAGCCAUGGAAUUUAAACCACAGGCACCAUCUGAGCCAGUUGUAGAAUCCAAGCCUGAACCCGCAGCUGCUCCCAAGGCUGAGCCCAAGCCUGAACCAAAGCCUGAACCUAAGCUGGAACCUAAGGCUGAACCUAAGGCUCCACCAAAGCCUGAACCAAAGGCUCCACCAAAGCCUGAACCUAAGGUGGAAGUGAAGGCUGAACCUAAGGCUGAGCCCAAGGCUGCAGCUAAGCCUGAACUUAAGGUUGAGCCCAAAACUGAACCAAAGGCUGCACCACAGCCUGAACCUAAGGUUCAGCCCAAAACUGAACCAAAGGCUGCACCAAAGCCUGAGCCUAAAAUAGAACCCAAGCCAGAGCCAAAGGCUGCACCUAAGGCCGAACCUAAGGCCGAACCCAAGCCAGAGCCAAAGGCUGCACCUAAGGCCGAACCUAAGGCCGAACCUAAGGCUACACCUAAGGCCGAACCUAAGGCCGAACCUAAGGCUGCACCUAAGGCCGAACCUAAACCUGAACCUAAGGCUUCAGCUACUGAAGCACCAAAAGCUCCCAAGAAACAAGAAGCUCCAAAGCAGCCACCUAUAGGUACUAAAAAGGAGGUGGCUUCCCUGCCAAUUUCUCCUCCAGCUGAAAAACCAAAAAAGGUUGAACCAACCCCAAAAGAUGUCUCUACACCAGUUGAAAAACCAAAGGUGGAACCACCAAAAGCAGUGGUUCCUAAACCUGCUACUGUGGAGAAACAAGUUGAACCAGAAAUUGCUUCACCUAAAGUGACUCCUGUGGAGAAGAAAGCUUCACCUAAGACACCAACAGAAAUUCCUAUGAAAGAGACGGUUUCCCCUCCAGAAGGUCCGGGCGAUGCAACACAGGCCCCUGGACCAGUCAGGAAAGAUGGAACGCCAAAGGAUGAUGCUGGUCCAGGUAGAGGUAGAGGACUGAAACCGAGACAAACACCAUCCCCUGGUGAGGGUGGCAGAGGCAGAGGACUGAAGCCUGGUGCAGGCAAACCACCUCCUGAGGAGCCAGCUUUUGCUGGUUUUAAACUGAAGGCAGUGCCGCUGAAGUUCACCAAACCACUGAAAGAUAUUGAGCUGAAAGAGGCGGAGUCUGAUGUUGGUGCCUCUGCUGUGUUUGAGUGUGAGCUGACCCCCUCCACUGCUGUAACCACAUGGAUGAAGGACGGCAGCAACUUGAGGGAGAGUCCCAAGCACAAGUUCACUUCUGACGGCAAGGACCGUAAGCUGACAAUCAUUGAUGUCCAGCUUGCUGACGCUGGUGAAUACACAUGUGUUGCCAAGAAUGCAGGCAAAGAGGCCACUUCUGUUGCCAAGCUGAUUGUUGAAGAGCUGCCAGUUAAGUUCACUAAGACUCUUGAAGAAGAAACAUCUGCUCUCAAGGGUCAGCCUCUGUACCUUACGUGUGAGUUGAACAAAGAGAGAGACGUGAUAUGGAAGAGGAAUGGAGAGGUACUGAAACCAAUAACUGGAAAGGUCCAUAUCAAUGUCAUCGGAAUGCAACAUGCAGUGACAAUUCAAAAAAGUGAUGAAGACGAUACCGGUGUUUACAGUUGCGAAGUGGCUGACAUUUCCACCAAGACAGAUGUCAAAGUAAUCGAAAUCAUCAAAGACUGGAUUGUAAAGCCACUGAGGGAUCAGCAUGUCAAACCCAAAGCUCGUGCUGCCUUCAAGUGUGAGCUCUUCAAGGAGACUCCCAACUGGAAGUGGUUCCAUGGAGACACAGAAAUUCCAAAAGAUCCCACAGACAAGACUGAGGUUAUUAAGGAUGGCAAAGAGAUCACUCUGAACAUCAAAAAUGCGUCCCCUGAUGACAUUGGGGAGUAUUCCUUGGAAGUUGAGGGACGUAGAUAUGCUGCAAAGCUGACACUUGGAGAACGUGAGGCUGAGAUUCUGAAGCCCGUUGAAAGUGUGGAAAUUGUUGAGAAGGAGGAAGCUCACUUUAAGUGUGAAAUCUCUGAGGAUGAUAUUCCUGGAGAAUGGAAACUCAAGGGACAAGUUCUGACUAGAUCACCGACAUGUGAUAUCAGAAUGGAGGGAACAAAGAGAUUCCUCUCUCUAAAAAAUGUCCAGCUUGAUCAAGCUGGUGAAGUGUCUUACCAGGCUCUGAAUGCCAUAACAAGUGCAGUGCUCACUGUCAAUGAGGGUGCUGCUCGUUUUGUGGUCAAACUGCAAGAUUACACAGCAGUCGAGAAAGAUGAAGUCACCCUGGACUGUGAGUUGAGUAAAGACGUCCCCGUGAGGUGGUACCACAAAACGACCGAACUUAAGGCCUCCAAGAUGGUGGCAAUGAGAGCCGAACUCAACAGAAGGACUCUGACAAUUAAGAAGGUGGAAAGCAAAGAUGAGGGAGAGUAUACUUGUGACUGUGAGACAGACACGACAAGUUGCAGCAUUAAAAUUGAAGCACGUGACAUCAAAGUUGUUCGGCCCAUGUAUGGUGUUGAGCUCUUUGAUGGAGAGACAGCCCGCUUUGAGGUUGAAAUUUCUGAAGAUGAAGUCCAUGGCCAAUGGAAACUGAAGGGAGAAGUCCUGACUCCAUCCUCUGAGGUGGAAAUUAUUGAGGAAGGCGUAAAACACACUCUCACACUGUACAACUGCAAGGUGGCCCAAACUGGAGAGAUCGCCUUCCAGGGCGCAAAUGCCAAGUGUGCCGCCAAUCUGAAAGUGAAAGAACUUCCAAUCACGUUCAUCACUCCUCUGAGCGAUGUGAACGUAUACGAGAAAGAUGAAGCAACGUUUGAGAUUGAAUUGUCCAGAGUACCCAAAACCUUCCGCUGGCUCAAAGGCUCGCAGGAGCUGGAAGCUGACGACAAGUUUAAGAUCCAACAGAAGGACAAGGUGUUCAUUCUUGUGGUGAAAGCUGCUGCUUACGAGGAUGAGGCCAAGUAUACCUUUGAGGCUGAGGACAAGCGAACCAGUGCAAAACUGGUCAUUCAAGGCAUUCGUCUUGAGUUUGUCAAGCCUAUCAAGGAUGUAACCGUGAAGGAGCGCGAGACUGCAGAGUUCAAAAUUGAGCUUUCCCAUGAGAAAAUCCAGGUGGCUUGGUACAAAAACGACAAGCGUCUGCACCCCACCAAAUUGGUGCACAUGUCAGAGCUUGGCAAGGUCCACACCCUCUCCUUCAAGGAAGUGUCCAUUGAUGACACUGCCAUGAUUAAAGCAGAGGCUCUUGGAAAGACCUCAGAGGCCAUGCUCACUGUUCUGGAGGGAGAUGUUUACUUUACCAACAAACUGCAAGACUAUACUGCAGUGGAGAGGGAUGAGGUUGUGCUCAUGUGUGAAGUCAGCAAGAGCUCUGCUGAGGUUAAGUGGUUCAAGGAUGGCAAGGAGAUUGUGCCCUCCAAGAGCGUCCAAAUUAAAUCAGAUGGAAAGAAGCGUAGUCUUACAGUAAGGAAGGCUGAGAAGGCCAACAUUGGUGAAUACACCUGCGACUGUGGCUCAGACAAAACCACUUCUAGGCUGAACAUUGAAGAUCGUGACAUCAAGGUUGUGCGCCCCCUGUACAGUGUUGAGGUAACAGAGACAGAAACUGCCCGAUUUGAGACUGAGAUCUCUGAGGAAGAUGUCCACGGCAAUUGGAAGCUCAAGGGAGAAACCCUGCACCAGUCUGCUGAUGUUGAGAAGAAGGAGGAAGGCAAGAAGCAUAUCCUUAUCCUCUACAAUGUGCGCAUGGACAUGGCUGGUGCAGUGGAUUUCUCGGCUGCCAAUGCUAAGUCUACUGCACAGCUUAGAGUUAAAGCACGAACAGUCAGCGCCACAAGGCCUCUGAAGGAUGUUACAGUCACUGCUGGGGAGACGGCCACCUUUGAAUGCGAACUUUCCUUCGAGGGAAUAGCUGUUGAAUGGGUCCUCGCCGGACAGAAACUUGAGCCGAGUGACAGAGUUGUGGCCAGGUCAGAGGGCAGGUUGCACACACUCACACUCAGAGAUGUUAAACUGUCUGAGGCUGGAGAGAUAUUGAUGACAGCAAAGGAUUUCAAGACCAAGGCACAACUCAUUGUGAAUGAACCUGCCGUUGAGUUCAGCAAACCUCUGGAAGACCAGACGGUUGAGGAGGAGGCCACUGCCACCAUGGAGUGUGAAGUGUCCAGGGACAAUGCAGAGGUCAGGUGGCUGAGAGAGGGACAGGAAAUCCGCAAAACCAAGAAGUAUGACAUGGUGGCCGAAGGCCGUAUCAGGAGGCUCAUCAUCAAGGACUGCUCGCCCGAUGACUCCAAGAUGUACACAUGUGAUGCCAAGGAGUUUAAGACCUCUGCCUUCCUCAGUGUUGAACCACCCCAUGUUGAGUUCUCCAAGCCUCUUCAUGAUGUUGAGGUUAAAGAGAAGGAAUCUGCCAGAUUUGAGUGUGAAGUGUCACGUGAGAAUGCUAAGGUGCGCUGGUUCAAGGAUGGCAGUGAGAUCAGAAAGGGAAAGAAGUAUGAAAUCAUUGCCAAGGGAGUACAGCGUAUUCUUGUUGUCACAAAAUCUGUGUUUGAUGAUGAAGCUGAAUACGAAUGUGAUGCAAGGACUGCCAAAACUUCUGGCAUGCUGACUGUAGUUGAGGAGGAGGCAAGAUUCUCAAAGAAUCUGUCCAACGUUGAGGGAACAGAAACAGACAGUGUAAAAAUGAUCUGUGAAGUAUCCAAGGCCAGUGCAGAGGUCGUCUGGUACAAAGGUGACGAGGAGCUGCCUGAGGGUGGUAGAUACGAGCAGAUCCAAGAUGGCCGCAAGAGGAUCCUUAUCAUUCAGGAUCUGCGCAUGGAUGAUGUCGGAGAAUACAACUGCAGACUACCUAACUCUAAAACAUCAGCUAAUCUGAAGCUCAAUGAACUGGCUGCUGAGUUUAUCUCCAGGCCAAAGCCCCAGGAGGUGGUUGAAGGUGAAAAGGCAGAGUUUUCGUGUUCCGUCUCCAAAGACACACACGAGGUCAAAUGGUUCCGAGGUGACAAGGAACUUCAGGCAGGCGAUAAGUAUGACUUUGUCUGUGACGGCAAGAGAAGAUCGCUCGUGAUCAAGAACUGUGAGCAUCAGGAUGAGGGAGGCUACACCGCUUUCAUUGGCACAGUCAAGGCAUCAGCCGACCUGACUGUAAUUGAGAAACUCAGGAUUGUCACACCUCUCAGAGACACACCAAUGAAGGAGGGAAUGGAGAUUUCUCUCAACUGUGAGGUCAACUCUGAUGGAGCCAAAGCAAAAUGGCUGAAAAAUAAUGAGACCAUAUUUGAGAGUGGCAAAUUCAUCAUGACUCAUAGGGACACCGUUUUCUCCCUGAGAAUCAAGAACGCUGAAAAGGCAGAUGAAGCUGAGUACACCAUAACACUGGCAAACCAGCGUGGUGAACAAGCUUCUUGUUCUUGCAAAGUCUCUGUAGAAGAGGAACAGCUCAAGAUUAUUGAGCCUCUUGAGGACUGUGAAACACAGGAGAAGAAGACCAUCACAUUCACAUGCAAGGUGAACAGACCAAAUGUAACAGUGAAAUGGAUGAAGGGUGGUCAGGAGAUCACCUUCAGCAAGCGUAUCCUGUACAGGGUGGACAACAAGAAGCACACACUCACCAUUAAAGACUGCAUCAUGAAUGAUGAAGGUGAAUACGCCGCCGUGGCUGGAUCCGACAAGUCAACAGCCGAGCUGAUCAUCAGUGAGGCACCUACUGACUUCACUGGACAGCUCAAGGACCAGACCAUCACAGAGUUUGAGGAGGCUGAGUUCUGCUGCAAGUUGUCCAAAGAGAAAGCUAGCGUCAAGUGGUAUAGAGAUGGCAGAGAGAUCCGUGAAGGACGAAGGUACAGAUUUACGAAGGACGGAAAGAAAUGCAGUCUUUUCAUCAAGAACUGCAGGCCCGACGAUGAAUGUGAAUAUGCCUGUGGUGUGGAGGAAAGAAGAACCAGGGCUAGACUCUUUGUUGAAGAGACCCCUGUGGAGAUUGUUAGACCUCCUGCAGAUGUGUUUGAGCCUCCAGGCUCAGAUAUUGUGUUUGAGGCUGAGCUGAACAAAGACAGGGUGGAGGUCAAAUGGAUGAGGAACAACAUGAUCAUUGUCCAAGGUGACAAGUACCAGAUGUUGAGCGAGGGCAAAGUUCAUCGACUCCAAGUCUGUGAAAUCAGACCUCGUGACCAGGGAGAAUACAGAAUCGUUGCCAAAGACAAGGAUGCCAGAGCCAAGCUUGAGCUGGCUGCUGUGCCAAAGAUCAAAACUACUGACCAGAACCUGGUGACAGAUGCUGGAAAGCCUUUUGUCAUGUCUGUUCCAUAUAAUGCCUACCCACGUGCUGAGGCUGAGUGGUUCUUCAAUGACUCCAGCUUGCCAUUCCAGAACGUCGAUACCUCUGUAGAGAGAACUGACUACAGACUGAAAGACCCCAAGAAGGCAGACCAGGGCCGUUACAAGGUCGUGAUCAAGAACAAACAUGGAAAGGGAGAGGCUUUCAUCAAUCUGGAUGUCAUUGAUGUUCCUGGGCCCGUCAAGAACCUGCAAGUGGUUGACACCUCUGAUGGAGAGGUCAGCCUUGCUUGGGAGGAACCAGAGAACGAUGGUGGCAGCAAGAUCAUUGCUUAUGUUGUGGAGAGACGAGAUGUCAAACGCAAGACAUGGACUGUGGCUACUGACCGUGCUGACAUUCCAGAAUACUGUGUUGGCGGACUGAACAGGGACAACUUCUACCUCUUCCGCGUCUGUGCUCGCAACAGAGUCGGACAUGGAGAAACCGUUGUUACGGACAAACCUGUUCAGGCUAAGAACAUGUUUGAUGUUCCUGAUGCUCCUCAGAACGUUAUGGUUGGAAUCGUCAAUAGGUAUGGUGCCACUGUCUCCUGGGAACCUCCACAUUCUGAUGGAGGAUCUGAGAUCACAAACUACGUAAUUGAGCUCCGUGACAGGACCGCUGUGAAGUGGGAAGCUGCAAUGGUGACCAAGGCUUCAGAUCGCACUGCAACACUCACUGAUGUUGUGGAGAACAAGGAGUACAUCUUCCGUGUCAGAGCAGAGAACAAGGCCGGUGUUGGCCAGCCAAGUGCUGCCACUGAUCCAGUGAAGAUCAUGGACCCCAUUGAGAAGCCAAGUCCACCACUGAACUUCAACCACUCACAUCAAACCAAGAACUCUGUGCAGCUUGACUGGGAGACUCCCAUGAACAAUGGAGGCAGUAUGAUCACAGGCUACAUCAUUGAGAAGUGUGAGGAGGGUUCAGACAAAUGGCUGAGAUGCAAUGCUAGGCUCUGCCCAGACCUUUGCUACAAGGUAUCUGGACUGAAGGCUGGACAGAAGUAUCUGUACAGAGUAACUGCAGAGAAUGCUGCUGGAGUUUCUGACCCAGCCGACACACUGGGACCCCUCUUGGCAGACGACCCACAUUCUGCUCCAACAAUGGACCUCAGUGGAUUCAGAGAUGGCCUAGAGGUUAUGGUUCCUCAUGCUCUUAUAAUCCGGGUCCCCAUCAAUGGAUACCCCACACCCAAAGCAAAAUGGUGCUUUGGUGAUAAGGAGCUGAGUCCUCAAGAUGAACGUGUGACCAUGACAACUAAGCAGACCUACACAGAACUGGUCAUAACCCCAAGUGUCCGUCCAGACAAAGGAACAUACACUCUGACCCUGGAGAAUGAUGUCACCUCUAUCUCUGGAGAGAUUGACGUCAAUGUCAUUGCCGCUCCAAGUGCACCCAGGGACUUCAAGGUUCCUGAGGUCACCAGACACCAUGUGCACCUCUCAUGGGAGGCUCCAGAGCAUGAUGGUGGCAGCCCUGUCAUUGGCUACCAGAUUGAGAAGCGUGAAACGUCCAGAAAGACCUGGGUCAAGAUCAUUUCUGGAGUGCAGGACCUGGAAUACACUGUCACUGAUGUCAUUGAGGGCAAAGAGUAUUUGUUCAGUGUUACCGCUUGCAACAAAUGUGGCCCUGGUGAACCAGCAUACAUUGAUGAGCCUGUCAAUGUCUCCUCACCAGCAACUGUUCCUGAUCCACCGGAGAACCUUAAAUGGCGGGACAGGAGUUCUAAGGGCAUCUUCCUUCAAUGGGAACCUCCUAGAUAUGACGGUGGCGCAAACAUCAAGGGCUACAUUGUGGAUAAAUGCCAGCGUGGAACUGACAAGUGGGAAGCUUGUGGAGACCCCGUACCUGAGCUGAAAUACCAAGUAACUGGCCUCACUGAGGGACAGUGGUAUGCUUACCGUGUAAGGGCGGUGAACAGACUGGGAGCCAGCAGGCCUUGCCGUGCUACAGAUGAAAUCCAGGCUAUUGAUCCUAAAGAACCUCCAGAGAUUCUGCUGGAUGUCAAACUUCUUGCCGGACUGACUGCCAAGGCAGGAUCAAAGAUUGAACUCCCAGCUGAUGUGCUUGGCAAGCCUGAACCACGGGUUAAAUGGACCAAGGCUGACCUUGUCCUUAAACCUGAGGAGAGGAUCACAAUUGACACCAAACCAGGUCAUUCCAUACUGGGCAUUACUAAGACAACCAGAAGUGACACUGCUACCUACAUUAUUGAGGCUGUGAACUCCUGUGGCCGUGCAACUGCGACAGUUGAUGUCAACAUUCUUGACAAACCUGGCCCACCCGCUGCCUUUGAUAUUUCUGACAUCACCAACCACUCCUGCUCCCUGGCCUGGAAUCCACCCAGGGAUGACGGUGGCUCUGCUGUCACCAACUACAUUGUGGAGAUGAAACUCAUUGACAAGGAGGAGUGGAAGAAACUCUCUGCCACUAUCAAAGCAACCACUUUCAAUGCCCAGAAGCUGGUGGCCUUGAAGGAGUAUGUCUUCAGAGUGUCUGCUGAGAACCAGUAUGGCAUCGGUCCUCCUGCAGAACAUGUGCCUAUAGUGGCCAAAUAUGCAUUCGAUCCUCCUGGUGCUCCCACUAGAGUUACACCCUCUGAUAUUGCAAGGGAUGCUGUGACUCUGACAUGGUUUGAGCCUGAUGAGGAUGGUGGUAGCCCCAUCACUGGAUAUUGGAUUGAGAAGUUUGAUCCAGAGAAUGACAAAUGGAUCAGAUGUAACAAGCUUCCCAUCAAGGACUCAACAUUUAGAGUGAAAGGACUGCCAACUAAGAAGAAGUACAAAUUCCGUGUCCUGGCUGAGAAUCUUGCCGGACCAGGAAAACCAAGCACAGAGACUGACCCAGUCCUGAUUAAGGAUCCAAUUGACCCUCCAUGGGCUCCUGGCAAGCCUGUCAUCAAAGACAUUGCCAAGACCUUGGCAUCUCUUCAGUGGACAAGGCCUGAGCAUGAUGGCGGUGCUAAGAUUGAGUCCUAUACCAUUGAGUUCCUCAAGAGUGGAACCGAAGAAUGGGUUCGUGCUGCCGAAGAUGUGCCUACGACUGAACACUGCUUGAAAGGACUCAUGGAAAAGCAGGAGUACUCUUUCAGAGUAAAGGCUGUUAACGUUGCUGGUGAGAGUGAACCCAGUGAGCCGAGCGAUCCAGUUGUCUGCAAGGAGAGACUCUUUGCUCCAUCACCUCCUCGCUGGAUUCAAGUGACUAACAUCACUAAGCUUGAUGCUGACCUGAAGUGGACUGAACCAAAGUCAGAUGGUGGCUCUCCAAUCACCAACUAUGUUGUGGAGAAGAGAGAUGUCAGGCGCAAGGCCUGGCAGACUGUUGACACCACUGUAAAGGAUUGCAAGUAUACAGUCACACCUCUGAACGAAGGCUCACUGUAUGUAUUCCGUGUGGCAGCUGAGAAUGCCAUUGGCCAGAGUGACUUCUGUGAGCUGGAGGACUCUGUACUGGCCAAGGAUACAUUUACUACUCCUGGACCUCCUUAUGCCUUGACUGUGGUUCAAGUGACAAAGAGACAUGUUGACCUGAAGUGGGAGCCUCCCAAUAGUGAUGGCGGGAGACCAAUUACAAAGUAUGUCAUUGAGAAGAAAGAAAAACUGGGAACACGCUGGAUGAAGUCUGGAAAGACGGCGGAACCCGAAUGCAAGUACAGGGUGACUGAUGUUGACGAGGGAACCGAGGUCCAGUUCCAAGUUCGUGCUGAGAAUGAGGCUGGUGUUGGUGAUGCAAGUGAACCAACUGAGGUUCUGACUAUUGAGGACGCAACAAGUCCACCAUCACCUCCAAUUGAGGUCAAGAUUGAGGAUGCAAGCAGAGAGCAUAUUAAUAUCACAUGGAAGGCACCAGAGAAGAACGGAGGAAGCCCAGUCACUGGUUAUCAUGUUGAAAUCUCUGAGGCUGACACUGAGAAGUGGAUGAGAAUCAACUCUCGUCCAGUCAAGGAGCUGAAAUUCAAGGCAGAAGAGGGCAUUGUUCCAGAAAAGCAAUAUGUGCUCAGAGUUCGUGCUAUCAAUGCUAUUGGUGUCAGCGAUCCCUCUGAGAUUUCAGACAAGGUCUUUGCCAAGGAUCCUGAUUCAUCUCCAACGAUUGACGUUGAGACCCAAGAGAUUGUAAUUGUUGAGGGAGAGAAAUUGCAUCUGAAGCUUCCAUACAACGCCAUCCCAAAACCAAACAUGGUUUGGAAGAAGGGAGAGACUGAGCUGAAGACUGAUGACAGGAUCACCCUGUCCUGUGAGCUGAAGACUGUGCGCUUGGAGAUGCCCAAAGUUGUGCACGCUGAUGCUGGAGUGUACACAGUCACUCUGGAAAACUCACUUGGCUCUGUCACAGGCACAGUCACUGUUAAAGUCAUUGGCCUUCCUGGACAGUGUAAGAGCAUUGAUGCCUGUGAAGUCACCAAGAACUCCUGCAAGAUCACAUGGGAACCUCCAGAGAAUGAUGGUGGCACCCCCAUCACAUCCUACGUCCUUGAAAGAAGAGAGGCUUCAAAGAAGACUUUCCUGCCUGUGAUGUUUGGCGACAAUGUUGUUGAAUUCAAAGUCAAGGAUCUUUACUUGAAUCUAGAAUAUUUCUUCCGUGUCAAGGCUGUCAACAAGGUUGGCGCUGGAGAGUAUAUUGUACUCCGCAACCCAGUUAUCACUCAGGAUCAGAAGCAGCGUCCAGACCCACCCAUUGAUGUCCAGGCCAUCAACCCUACCUCUCAGUCUAUCACAGUUACUUGGAAGGCACCAGAGUAUGAUGGUGGCUUGCAAAUCAAGGGGUACCUGUUGGAGAUGAUUGAGAAAGAUGGCGAUAGGUUUGCACCUUGUGUUGACUCUUUGGAGCCAGGUUUCACAUACACCGUCAAAGGCCUCACUGAGGGCCAGGAAUAUCAGUUCCGUGUCCGUGCUGAGAAUGCUGCUGGUGUCAGUGAGCCAUCUCGCAGCACACCUCUGACCAAGGCAGCUGAUCCUGUUGAUCCACCUAAAGUCACCCUGCAUGCCCGUGUCCAGGAUGGGCUGGCUCUCAGGAAAGGUGACGAGAUCAGGGUGGAUGCCUUCAUCUCUGGCUCGCCAUACCCAACUGUUACAUGGCUGAGGAAUGAUGAAAAUGUCAAGCAAGAAGCCAAGAAGAAGACGAUAGAGAUUCCUGUCUUCAAGAGGAAGAAGAAGACAAAGGAGGUGGAGCCUGAGCCAGAGGAGUUCCAUCCUCCUCUAGUCGACCGUUUGUCCUUUGACCAGAGCAAAAGAGGCGAGACAGCCUUAAUGGUGCGUGACUCCAUUCGUAAGGACCAUGGCAAGUUCACCAUCGUGGUGGAAAACCCCCAUGGUGUUGCUAGAGCAUCUUGUGAAAUCAACGUCCAAGAUAAGCCUGGCAGGCCAAUCAACUUUGAAUUUGAGGAGAUCAGAAACACCUCAGUUAUAUGCAACUGGGAGCCACCUCUGGAUGAUGGUGGCAGUGAAAUCCUGAAUUACAUUCUUGAGAAGAAAGACAACAAGAAUGAGGAGAUCGGCUGGGUCACCGUGAGUUCAACAGUGAAGGUCUGCAGCUGCCCUGUAACCAAGCUCAUUGAAGGAAAGGAAUACAUUUUCCGUGUUACUGCAGAGAACAAGUUCGGAUGUGGACCUUCAUACAUUUCUGAGCCACUCAUUGCCAAGAACCAGUUUGAUCCACCUGAUGCACCAAACAUGCCAAGAAUUGGGGAAGUUACUUCAAACAGUGUGGCUCUCUCAUGGCAUGAACCCAAAGACAACGGCAGCCCAAUUCUUGGCUACUGGGUUGAGAGGCGUGAGAUUAAUGGCAAAUACUGGACCAGAGUGAACCGCAACCUCCUCAGUUCACUCUCAAUCAAGGCAGAGGGACUCAUGGAAGGCCUGACAUACAUUUUCAGAGUCUGUGCAGAGAAUCUUGCUGGCCCUGGCGAGUUCAGUCCUCAGACUGAUCCUCAGAUGGCAACGGAUGCAAUUUUGCCUCCUGGCCCACCUGUUCCGAGAAUUGUUGACACCACCAACACGACUGUUAACAUCGCCUGGAAGCCUCCACUGUAUAAUGGUGGUGGAGACAUCCUUGGUUACCACAUUGAGCGCUGUCUGGUUGGCGAGAAGGACUGGGUUCGUUGCACAGAGUUCAGGUGCAAGGAGUGCAAGUACACGCUAACAGGACUGACAGAAGGCUCUGAUAUUAUCAUUCGUGUCUUCGCCGUCAAUGAUGCAGGCCAUGGCCCACCUGGAGUGACUGAACAGGUUCAAGUGAAAGAGCCUGAAGAGGCUCCAGUGGUAGAGUUAGAUGUCGCUGUGAGAAAUGGAGUUAUCAUCAAGGCUGGUGAGAGUCUGAAGUUGCCUGCCUUUGUUGCUGGUAGACCACAGCCUGAGGUUUCAUGGACCAAGGAUGAUGCUGAACCCGACAAAGAGCGUGUUGUUAUUGAAACUAUUGGAAAGAACAGCACUCUUUUCAUCAAGCAUGCUGUGAGAACAGACUUUGGCACUUACCAGAUCACUGGAAAGAACACUAGUGGAACCAAGUCUGCAUCUUGUAAAGUGGACGUUAUGGAUGUUCCUGGACCUGUGGUUGAUCUUAAGACUACUCAAGUGAACAAAAGGAUUAUAUCUAUGACUUGGUCAGAUCCACUUGACAAUGGUGGAAGUGACAUUAUGGGCUAUGUCGUGGAGAGAAAGGAUGCUAAAAUGCAUAUCUACAGACAGCCCUUGGAGACUGCUGCUUGCAAAUGUGACAUUGUUGGCCUUCUUUCGGGAGAUGAGUACAAGUUCCGUGUUGUGGCCAGAAACAAAUAUGGCCUUGGAGCACCAGUUGAGUUGGGCCCUGUUCUUGCUGCCGAUCCAUUGGGCGUGCCCUCUGCCCCAGAGAAGCUGCAUUACACUGAUAGAGGCAAGACCUGCAUCACCCUUUCCUGGCUGCCUCCUCGCAGAGAUGGAGGCAGUCCCAUUAUUGGCUACAAAGUUGAGAAGAUGAGACAGGACUCAGAUGAGUUCGACCCUGCCAAUCGUACGAUCUGCAAGGACUGUACUCUGACCGUGGAGAACCUGUCCGAGAACAUGUCUUAUCAGUUCCGUGUCAAGGCUAUCAAUGAGGUUGGAGAUGGCGAGCCAUCAAAACCCAUGUCUGCUCGCAUCCAGGAUGAUGAAAUUCCCCCAAGCGUUACAUGGCUGAAGCACUUCAAGAGAGACUCUAUCAUUGUCAAGGUCGGUGAAGCCAUUGACAUUCCAGCUGAGAUAGUAGGUCUGCCACUACCAACCUUUGAGUGGUCCAAGGAUGGAGUCGUGAUUGACAAGCCUCCUGAGACAAUGACACUUGAAACUGAGGAGAUUAACAGAACAACAAUUCACACCAAGAUCAGUAUCCCUGUGACUGUCAGACAAGAUACUGGCGCAUAUGUACUUACAGCUAAAAACAUCUAUGGCAAAGCUGAACCUAAAGUCAAAGUGGAAAUUUUGGAUCGCCCUUCACCACCAAGAGAUGUUGUGAUCUCUGAUAUCGAAUCAUCAUCCUGCUACCUCACCUGGGGUGCUCCAGAUGACAACGGUGGAAGUGAUAUAAUGAACUACAUCGUUGAAAGGCGAGAUGCCAGCAAGAAGAAGUCUGACUUUGAGCAGCUGUCAUGCGUUGUUGUUGACAGGCGAUAUGCGGUCCAUAAGUUGAAUCCCUAUGGUACCUACCAGUUCAGAAUUUUGGCUGAGAACAAGUUUGGAAUCAGCGAUGGUUGUGAAUCUGAGAAGGUUGAACUUAAGGAUCCAUUUGGUCUUCCUGGACCUCCCAGGAAUCCAAAAAUUCUGGAAUGCACCAGCAGUUCCAUGCUUGUCACUUGGGAGCCACCCAAGGACAAUGGUGGAUCUAUGAUUCAGGGCUACUGGCUGGAGAAAAGAGAGAGAGGAGCAGUGUACUGGGGCCGCGUAAACAGAGCUCCAGUCACAAAGCCUGCUGUUAAGGGACUAGAGUACAAAGUUCUUCGUCUUAUUGAAGGUUCAGAGUAUCAGUUCCGAAUAAUGGCUGUCAAUGCCGCUGGAGUUGGACCCCCAAGUGAGGCAUCUGAGGCCCGAUGCGCCGUGGAUGCCAAAAACACACCUAGUGCACCAUCAAGUCCAGAGAUUGCAGACAAAACAAAGAACAGUGUUACACUUACAUGGAACCCACCAGAAAAGGAUGGUGGAAGUCCCAUCAAAGGAUACAUUGUUGAGUACCAGGAGGAGGGUGACCUGGAAUGGAAGAGAGCAAAUAAGCCAGAAAAACUGAUUCCAGGCACAACAUUCACAGUUCCUGAUCUCAGAGAGAACAGGAAGUGCCGGUUCAGAGUCAUUGCAGUGAAUGCUGCAGGAGAAUCGGAACCAAGUGCAAGAAGUGCCGAUACCAUGGUUCAGGAUGUCCUUGUGGAGCCUGCUAUAUUUGUGGAUGUUGACGUGCAAGAGCUUGUGUCCAUCCAUGCUGGUGCACCCAUCAAAAUUCCAGUCACCAUCACUGGACGCCCUAUGCCUAAGUUCUCUUGGAACUUUGAAGGUGCUGCAGAGACUGAGAAGAAGAAUGAAGUUCAUACUCUUCCUGUGGAUGUAGAGGUACAAGACACUCAGACAACAUCAGUCAUCACAAUCCCCGAGAGUAGACAGGCACACACAGGACGUUUCAUCAUCUCUGCUGAAAAUGCAGCUGGGCAUAAGAAUGUGAAGGUCCGAGUUGCUGUACUUGAUCUGCCAGGCAUCAUCAGAGACCUGAAAAUCAGUGAUGUCACCCGUGGUACAUGUAGACUGUCUUGGAAACCACCAGCAAAUGAUGGUGGAGAUAGAAUCAAGAGCUACUUCAUUGAAAGGAAAACUGUUGAGGGUAAAGCCUGGACCAAGGUUAACCCAGCAUGUGCCAGCCUGUCUAUGCUUGUCACAGACCUCAGUAAUGGACAGGACUAUAUAUUCAGAAUUCGUGCUGAGAAUAGCCUUGGAUUUGGACCACCCUACGAAACCGAGGAGAGUACCAAAGCCAGGGAUCCAAUUCAUCCUCCUGAUCCUCCAACGAGAGUCAAAAUUAGAGAUGUUCAUAAGCGCACUGUCACACUGACUUGGAAGCCACCAAGGAAUGAUGGUGGAGCCCCUGUUACCCACUACAGUAUUGAAAGGCUGUCGUGGGACGAUGCUGACGAUGGAGAGGAUUCGUGGAGACGUAUCAACCGUCGUGAAGUUGAGGACCUUACCUUCAAUGCUGAAGAUCUUACUGAGGGUGGAGAGUUUGAGUUCCGCGUAAGGGCUCACAAUGAAGUUGGACCAAGCAGACCAUCUUCCACUGCUGGGCCCAUCAUUGUUAAAGACCAGACAAAGGCACCAUCCAUUAAACUUGAGGAAUUCCUUGAAGUUGAACAAGGAGCAGACAUCAACAUUGUGGCUAAAAUCAAAGGGUGCCCCUUCCCCACCCUCACCUGGUUUAAGGCUCCAGCUCACAAAUCAGACGCCAAGGUCGAGGUGGAGUAUGACGAGCACAUCAAUAAGAUUGUGUCUGAUGAUAGCUGCACUCUGCUGAUCCAGCAGGGCAAGAGAGAAGACACUGGGCUCUACACAAUCACAGCCAGCAACAGCCUGGGCACGGCCACCAAGGAGAUGAGACUCAAUGUCCUGGGACGUCCCGGACCACCAUCUGCGCCUAUCAAAUUUGAGGAGAUCAAGGCUGAACAGAUAACCCUGUCUUGGCUGCCUCCCAAAGAUGACGGUGGUUCAAAGAUCACUAAUUAUGUUAUUGAGAGACGCGUAACAUCUCGUCAGACAUGGAUCCCUGUGACCAGUGAGCCUAAAGAGCGCAUCUGGACAGUGGAGGGACUCAUGGAGGGACAUGAGUACAUAUUCCGUGUCAGAGCUCAGAACAAAUAUGGAGUUGGUGACCCACUGGACAGUGAACCAGAAAAAGCUAGAAAUGUUUGCCUUCCUCCGGGCCAGUGUGAAAAGCCAACUCUUUCAAGUAUCGGAAUGGAUUCAAUGACUGUGAACUGGGAGGAGCCAGAUUCAGAUGGUGGUUCCCCCAUUACAGGCUACUGGCUUGAGCGUAAGGAGACCACCUCCAAACGAUGGGUCAGAGUCACUCGCGACCCCAUCAAGCCCAUGCCUCUUGGUGUGUCACAUCAUGUGACUGAUCUCAUUGAGGGGUCUGAGUACCUCUUCCGUGUGACAGCCAUGAAUGUGGCUGGAAUGGGACCACCAAGUGUGCCUACUGAUCCAACAUUUGCUCGGGACCCUAUUGCUCCUCCUGGACCUCCUACACCCAAAGUUACUGACUGGACCAAAUCUACUGUUGAUCUUGAAUGGAUCCCACCACUGAAGGAUGGUGGAUCAAAGAUUCAGGGCUACUAUGUUGAGUACAAAGAGGAGGGCACUGAGGCAUGGGUCAAGGCCAAAGAAAAAGAAGUGAGAACAACCAGAUUUGUUAUCACUGGACUGAAGACGAAAGGCCUUUACAGAUUUAGAGUUGUGGCAUACAAUAUUGCUGGACUUGGAGAACCUGGCGAGAUUCCUGAAGCCCUUGAAGUCAAGGACAGGACAAUUUCCCCUAACAUCGAGCUCGACCUGUCAGUGAAGGAGAGGAUGGUUGUUCACGCUGGAGGAGUCAUUCGCAUCCUCGCCUAUGUAACUGGCCAGCCUCCACCCACAGUCACAUGGAACAGAGAUGAUGCUGCUAUACCAUCGGACGCUGUUGUUGAGACCACUGCCAUCAGCUCCUCUAUGGUAAUCAAGCCAUGCACCAGGAAACACCAGGGCACCUACUCUAUCACCGUGAAAAAUGAUGGUGGAGAGGUGAAGAGAGCCAUUGUUGUUGAUGUUCUGGAUGUUCCUGGUCCAGUGGGUAUUCCAUUUGUACCAGAACACCUGACCAGUGACUCGUGCAAGUUGAACUGGCAUUUCCCAGAGGAUGAUGGUGGUUCUGCCAUCACCAACUAUGUGAUUGAGAAACGUGACGCUGAGCGUAAAGGUUGGACAUCACUCCAUUAUUCCCUCUCCAGACACAGUGCUGUGGCACACAACCUUAUUAUUGGAAAGGCCUACUUCUUCCGAGUUGCAGCUGAAAAUGCCAUUGGACUGGGUCCAUUCAUCUCCACCACUGCAGAGAUUAUCAUCAAAGAUCCAAUUACUGUGCCAGAGCGUCCAGAGGACCUUCAGGUGACAGCCAUUUCUAAAGACCACAUUAGUGUCACUUGGAAACCACCAAAGAGUGAUGGUGGUGCCGAGGUCACUUCCUACAUUUUGGAGGCCCGUAUGAUUGGCAAAGACAAAUACGUCAGACUCACCAAAGAGAAACUGAUGGACAGAAGGUACACCUAUGAUGGUCUGCGGGAAGGUGACUCUUAUGAAUUCCGUGUCAGCGCAGUGAAUGAAAUUGGUCCGAGCAAGCCAUCCUUCUGUACUAAAGCAAUCACAUGCAGAGAUGAACUAGAACCUCCAACCAUCGAGCUUGACUUCCGUGACAAAGUAAUCAUUCGCGUUGGUGAGAGCUGUGCUCUUCUGGGUCGGUACACUGGAAAGCCUGCGCCUUCUGUCACUUGGUCAAGAGAUGAUGAGGACUUGAAAGCCGAUGAGCAUAUCAAGUUCAAGAAUACUCUGACUACCAUGUGUCUUGGUCUCAUGAAGGCUAAGCGUGAACACAGUGGCAGAUACUGUGUGACUGUGGAGAACAGCACUGGGUCCCGCAAAGGCAUUUGCAACGUCACGGUUGUUGAUCGUCCAACGCCUCCACAGGGUCCAGUUGUCUUUGAGGAGGUCCACAGAGACCACAUGGUAAUUUCUUGGAAGCCUCCUCUUGAUGAUGGUGGAUGUGGAAUUUCCAAUUACAUUGUUGAAAAGAGAGAUAUCAACAGAGACAUGUGGACUUCUGUAACAUCUGCCACAACAAAAACAACAUGCAAAGUGCCCAAACUCCAGGAGGGACGUGAAUACAUCAUGAGAAUCUCUGCCGAGAAUAUGUAUGGCAUCAGUGACCCACUAGAGUCUGAGGAGAUGAGAGCUAAAGAUCGUUUCAGAGUACCUGAGGCACCUAAUGAACCCAUUGUAAGGGAGGUAUACCAUGACAACUGCCUAGUCCUUUGGAACAGACCACGUGAUGGUGGCAAGCCCAUCACCAAUUAUAUCCUUGAAAAGAAGGAGCCAUCUGCAAAGAGAUGGAAUCGUGCUACAAGGGAGCCUUUAUAUCCAAACACUCAGUUCCGCGUGCAGGAUCUUGUUGAAGGCUGCACGUAUGAAUUCCGUGUUACAGCAGAGAAUGAAAUGGGCAUUGGUGACCCAAGUCCACCUUCAAAGCCAAUCCUUGCAAAAGAUCCAAUUGUUCUUCCAAGUCCUCCAGUCCUGCCAGAAGCUGUUGAUAAGACCAAGGAUACAGUGAGUCUGUCGUGGCGUGUACCUCGUCACGAUGGCAAAGGCAGACUCUUUGGGUACUUGGUUGAAUAUCAAAAGCCUGGUGCCGUUGAAUGGCAGAAGGCUAACGAGACUCCUGAAGAAUGCCCAGACACAAAGUUUGUAGUUACCAAUCUGAUUGAUGGAAAUGAAUAUAGGUUCAGGAUCAAGAGUGUGAAUGCAGCUGGAGCCUCUGACCCUGCAUAUGUCAAGCAAGACAUUAAAGUCCAUGACAGACUUGAGGAACCUGAGUUGCUUCUGGAUGCCAAUAUGUCUCGUGACCAUCUUGCUAUGGUGGGAACAGACAUUGUCCUUAGUGCUACAAUCAAGGGUAUGCCUAUUCCUACUGUUGCAUGGAAGAAGAAUGGCGAGGAAUGUCCAGCCAAGUGCAUCAUUGGGGUCACAGCAACUGGAAGCAAAUUAGAAAUCCGUAACUGUGAUCGCAGUGACAGUGGCAAUUACACAAUAACUGUGGAAAAUGCAGCUGGAACAAAGACUGCCACUUGUGCAGUGCUCACCCUCAAAAAACCUGAUCCUCCUCGCAAUCUGACGGUAUCUGAGAUCACAAGUGAAUCUGCCUAUCUUUCCUGGAAAGCCCCAGAGGAUGAUGGUGGAGCUGUGAUUUCUCAUUAUGUAGUGCAAAAGAAAGAUGUUGCAUCUGACCAGUGGGUGCCAGUCAAUGCUUCCUGCAAGAAACUUAGCCUUAUGGCCUUGUAUCUGAUGGAGGGAGUUCAGUAUUUAUUCAGGGUGUGUUCUGAAAAUCAAUUUGGCAAAAGUGCAUUCGUUGAAACCAAACAGCCUGUUAAGGCUCUUGAUCCACUUUAUCCACCCGGUCCACCAAGGAAUUUGCAUCAUACUGAUGUAGAAAAGACUGAAGUUUGGCUUCAGUGGGAGUGGCCAGAACGCACUGGAGGAAGUGAAAUCACAGGAUUUAUUGUUGAGCACCAAGAGGAAGGACAGACUGACUGGGUCACCUUCAAAACAGUCAGUGACGCUAAGAGCCAUGUGACUGGACUCGUAGAGGGCAAGACUUACAGAUUCCGUGUAAAAUCACAAAAUGCCAUUGGCAUUAGUCAACCUGAUACCAGUGUUCCAGUGACCUGCCAAGAAAAGCUUUUGGCACCAGCAAUUGAGGUUGAUGUGAAGCUUAUUGAGGGUCUCAUUAUCAAAGCUGGCGGUACACUAGUCUUCCCAGCUGUCAUGAAAGGAAUCCCUACUCCCACGGCCAAAUGGACAAGUGAUGGUAAUGAAAUGAAGACGGAAGGCAAAUUCAAAAUUGAAACUGACGGAACAUCAACAACCCUUAGCAUCAGUGAUUCUACUCGCGCAGACAGUGGAGAGUACAUUCUGACCGUAGCGAACCCAGCAGGAAGCAAAUCCGUUGCUGUGCACGCAACUGUGCUUGACGCUCCUGGCCCACCAAUUGGUCCUGUUGCAAUCCUUGAGGUUGCUCCUGACCAUAUGGUCAUCAGUUGGCGUCCGCCAAAGGAUGACGGAGGUACUCCAUUGAUGAGUUACGUAGUUGAGAAAAAGGAUGUCAAGAAGCCUUGGGAGCCUUGGUCAGUCGUCAGCUCAGGAAGCAUGAGCUUAAAAGCCAAGGUUCCUCGUCUGGAGAAGGGCCGUGAAUAUAUUGUGCGUGUUCGUGCAGAGAACAAGAUCGGUAUUGGUGCCCCACUCGAAAGCCCACCAACCAUUGCCAAACACAUGUUUGAUCCUCCUGGUCAACCAGGCCCACCAUCAUGUGCUGAUAUCACUGAAAAUGCUACAACAUUGUCAUGGGAUGCACCUGAGUCUGAUGGUGGCAGCCCAAUCAGUGGCUACAUUGUGGAGCGCAGAGAACUUACAGGCAAAUGGAUUAGAGUCAAUAAGACCCCUGUCCUAGAUCUGAGAUACAGAGUAUCAGGUCUUUUUGAGGGUAACAGCUAUGAAUUCAGAGUCUUUGCUGAGAACAUUGCUGGAGUGAGUGUGCCUUCACUUCCAUCUGAACCCAUGAGGGCUACACGGCCUCUUGGUCGCCCUGGUCCUCCUCAGAGCCCCAAACUGAAGGACUGGAGCAAAUCAUAUGUUGAUCUGGUUUGGAGCAAACCCACAAGAGAUGGUGGCAGCCCAGUGUUGGGAUAUGUUGUUGAGAUUCAGAAAUCUGGCAGUGCUCAAUGGGACAAGAUCAAUACAGAUCUCAUUCCAAUCUGUGCAUUCAGAGUAAACGGUCUCAUGGAAGGCAUGGAAUACAGGUUCCGCAUCAGAGCUGCCAACAAGAUUGGAGAAGGUAAACCAGCAGAGCUUUCUGAGACUGUACUUGCCAAGGAUAUCCUUGUGCCUCCUGAGGUCACUGUUGACGUGGCUUGCCGUGACCUCUUGACCGUCAGAGCUGGACAGAUUAUCAGCUUGGUGACUCGUGUAAAGGGUAGACCUGAUCCAGAGAUCACCUGGACAAAGGAUGCAAGAGCACUGGGCAGGGACAAGCGCACUGACAUCAACACCAGCUACCCCUUGGCUGAACUGGUCAUCCAAGAUGCAGUCAGAGGAGAUUAUGGAAAAUAUGCCAUUCUGGCUAAAAACAGCAGUGGCACAGCACAAGCCACUAUUGUGGUCAAUGUGCUUGACAUUCCUGGGCCAUUGCAGAAUUUGAAGACCGCAUAUGUGACCAAAACUUCCUGUAUGGUUUCUUGGGAGAAUCCAGAGGACAAUGGAGGUACAGAAAUUACAAACUACAUCAUUGAGCUCCGUCAACCUAGCCAAAGGAAUUGGACCAUGGUGUCAAAUGACUGCACAAAACGUCUUUGCAAGGCGCCUCUUACGGAAAGUUGUGAAUAUCUCUUCAGAGUUAGAGCUGAGAAUAAGAUUGGUGCUGGGCCACCAAUUGAGACAAGAGAUCCCAUUCUUGCAGUUGAUCCUGUGGACAGGCCAGGACCACCUGAGAAUCUGCUGAUUUCUGAAAUUGGUAAAACAUUUGUCUUCCUCAAGUGGAAGAAGCCAGAGAAUGAUGGUGGCAGCCGCAACCUUGCCUAUCAUGUGGAAAAGAAACUUAAAGAUUCUGAUGAGUGGGAUAGGUUACACAGAGGUGCGAUUAAAGAUACAUUCUUCAUGGUUGACAGAUUAGUUGAAAAUCAAAUCUAUCAAUUCAGAGUUCAGACAAAGAACGAAGGAGGCGAGAGUGACUGGGCAACAACUGCUGAAACACUUGUAAAAGAAGUUGUUGUGGAACCAAGUAUCAAGCUUAAGGUGGAGGGCAAAGUUGUGGUUAAAGCUGGUGACACUGUUGCUAUUGAAGCGGACGUCACUGGAACACCAGACCCAGAGAUCAGGUGGACCAAGGAGGGUUCCACUAUUGAUUUGCACAGAAGCCCCAGGAUUCAUAUUGAAGGUGGAGUUAAAUACUCCAAAUUCUUACUUACAAACUCAAGACGUACAGAUACUGGAAAGUUUGUUAUCACUGCUACUAAUCCUGGUGGAACCGCAUCUGCCUCAGCUGUGUUGAAUGUGCUUGACAGACCUGGUCCAAUAAGAGACCCAGUAAUAUCUGGAAUUUUAAUGGACAGAUGCACAUUAUCCUGGGAGAUCCCAGAGGAUGACGGUGGUUGUGACAUCUACAAUUACAUUGUUGAGAAGUGCGAAACACAGAGGGGUGUCUGGUCUGUUCAUUCAUCUGCUGUUAUUACCAACUCUGCUUUAGUUGCUCGCCUCACUGAAGGAACUGAAUACAGUUUCAGAGUGCGUGCAGAAAACAAGAUGGGAGCUGGCCCUGCAGUUGAGACUGAGUCUAUUGUUGCAAGAACACUGUUCAGUCCACCUGGAGCCCCAGAUGCACCAGAAGUUACCAAAGUUGCAAAGACUGAAAUGACAGUUGUGUGGUCUGCUCCUACUAAUGAUGGAGGAAAGCCCAUCACUGGCUACAUUCUACAGAAAAAGGAGCAACACGCUGUUCGAUGGGUGCCCGUGGCAAAAGAUCUUUCUGGAACGUCAAUGACCGUGUCUGGCUUGCUGCCCAACCAUGAGUACCAGUUCAGAGUCAAGGCUGUAAAUGAAAUUGGAAUCGGCAAUCCGAGCAAGCCUACCAGAUCACUUAUGGCCAGAGAUGCUACUGGUCCCCCUGGCCCUGUUGGUAAUUUGAAGGUGGCAGAUAGCUCAAAAACAUCUGUUACACUUGGAUGGACUAAGCCUGUUGAUGAUGGUGGUGCACCAAUUAUUGGAUAUGUAGUUGAAAUUAGAGUCCCGGAAGCAGGCAAAAAGGCAGAUGAGGGUUGGAAGAGGUGCAAUGUCGCCGCCCAGCUGAUUGCAACUGAAUUCACGGUUUCAAGUCUGGAUGAGAAUAUAGCUUAUGAAUUCCGCGUUUCUUGCCAAAACCAGAUUGGCUUGGGCCCAGCCACUAAUCUUGGGGCAGCUGUUGUACCUAGGGAGGUUCUUGAAACCCCUGAGAUUGACUUGGAUGCUGACCUGAAGAAGGGCUUGACUGUCAGAGCUGGAUGCCCUAUUAGACUGGUGGCUACAGUCAGAGGAAGACCUGCACCAAAAGUCUUGUGGAGGAGAAUGGGCAUCGACAAUGUUGUCAGGAAAGGUCAUGUGGAUAUUAUUGACACAAUGACAUUCCUUGUCAUCUCUGACACCAAUAGAGAUGAUACAGGAAAAUACACAUUGAAAGUGAACAGUCCAGCUGGGGAGAAGGCUGUUUUUGUGAACGUUAAAGUUUUGGAUACCCCUGGACCUGUGGUCAAUGUUGAAGCUACUGAUAUCAGAGUCAAUUCCUGCAUACUUUCAUGGUCUCCUCCUGAAAAUGACGGAGGCAGUCCAGUGACACAUUACAUUGUAGAGAAACGUCCAAUUGACAAAAAGACCUGGGCAAUGGUCAACACCAAUGUGGAUGUAGAAAAGGCGACUAUUAAGAUAAGCAAUCUUGUGCCAGGCACAGAAUACUACUUCAGAGUGACAGCAGCCAAUGAGUAUGGUCCUGGUGUGCCAAGAAUAUCUCCACAGUCCUAUCUGGCGUCAGAUCCAGUCAGCAAGCCAGACCCACCAGAGAGGAUUGAGGUACUGGAAAUCACCAAGAACAGUGCAACAAUUGGUUGGGUUAGACCAAUGCGGGAUGGAGGUGCCAAGAUUGAUGGAUAUGUGAUUGAAUACUUGGAGACUAAACCACCAAAGAAACCUAAAGCAGCAGAGGGUGAAGCGGCACCAGAGGGUGAAGCGGUACCAGAAGGUGAAGCGGCACCAGAGGGUGAGACUGUAGCUGCACCAGCACCUGCUUCUGCAUCUGAACCUGAGUCUGUGACUGAGCCAGAGGAUGACGAGGAUGAGGACGGCAAGCCAAAGGAGUUACCUUGGGCACCGUACACAGUUGUCAAAGGUUUAAGCAUUACCGUGGUUGGGCUUAAACUGGGGAAGCUGUAUAAGUUCCGCGUUGCAGCAAGAAAUAUAAUGGGUUGCAGUCUACCAACUGAGACCAGAGAAGCACAUGAAAUCAAGGAACUAUUGUUGGACCCCAAGAUUGUCAUGGCAGAAACAAUAACUGCGAAGGCAGGAGCUAAACUAAGAGUAGAAGCUGUUGUUUCUGGCAAGCCAGCACCUGAGGUCAAAUGGAAACGUGGAGAGGAUGCUGUUGUCUCAUCCAGUCGUCUUGCUGUGCACAAAUCUCAAAACCUCUGUGUACUCAUUAUCAAAGAAGUCUCAAGAACAGACAGUGGUGUAUAUAGCCUUGUUGCUGAAAACAGCUGUGCCACUGUACAAGAAUCAAUCAAAAUUGUUAUUCUAGAUAUCCCUGGACCACCUGAGCCUCCAUUUGAGGUCAGUGACAUUGAUGCCGAUGCCUGCACACUGUCCUGGAAUGCACCAUUGGAGGACGGCGGAAGCAAAAUCACACACUAUGUGGUUGAGAAAUGUGAUCUCAGUAGAGGUGACUGGGUCACAGCGACAACUUCCCCUGGCAAGACUGGCUGUAGACUUGGCAAACUUAUCCCUGGAAAGGAGUAUGUGUUCCGUGUUCGUGCUGAGAAUCGUUAUGGUGUCUCCGAUCCAAUUACAUCUGACAGAAUGAUUGCCAAGUUUCCCUUCAAUGUUCCUGGUGAACCCCUGAACUGCCGCAUCACCAAAAUCAACAAAGACUGUAUGUUUGUGGCUUGGGACAAGCCAGAGUCUGAUGGUGGUAGCCCCAUUACUGGAUACUACAUUGAGCGUAAAGAGAGGAACAGCCUGCUUUGGGUUAAGGCUAAUGACUCAGUUGUUCGCACAACAGAAUAUCCAUGUGCUGGCCUCAUUGAAGGUCUGGAAUAUAAUUUCAGAGUGUCUGCCAUCAAUCGUGCUGGCCAGGGCAAACCUAGCAAAAAGACUGACUUUGUUACUGCAAGAACACCUGUUGAUGCACCCGGUAAACCAGAGCCUCUUGAUGUGACCAAGAACAGCAUUACACUAGUCUGGACCAAACCAAAGAAUGAUGGUGGAAGCAAGCUCAUUGGGUAUUAUGUUGAAGCCAUGAGACUGCCUGAAGACUUAUGGAUUCGUUGCAACACAAGCAGCCAGAAUGUACCAAGAGAGGAGUACAGGGUUACUGGACUGGAUGAGAAUGUCAAGUACCAAUUCAGAGUUAUUGCAAAGACAGCUGUGAAUAUUAGCAGACCGUCUGAGAUCUCUGAUCCCAUCCUUGUAUCUGCUGAGAAUGUACCUCCAAGAAUAGAGCUCCAGAUUCAGAUGAAAAAGAUGCAGCCUGUUAAAGCCGGAAGAGAUGUCCGUCUUCAGGCUGAAAUCUUUGGUAAACCACUGCCAAAGGUUACAUGGAGUAAGGAUGGACAAGUCUUGAAGGGGGACUUCAAUCUGAAGCUGACGCAGGAUCGAAAUCUCUAUGGUUUGGAGAUGGCUCAAGUGGCUAAAAAACAAUCUGGCGUGUACACCAUCCUUGCUGAAAAUGCAAGUGGCUCCAAGACUGAGGAAAUAACACUUACUGUCUUAGACAUUCCUGGACCACCAGCUUCUGUCAAAUUUGAUGAGGUGCUGGCAGAAUCCAUCAAGUUGAGCUGGGAACCACCCACUGCUGAUGGCGGUGCACCUAUUACUAACUAUGUUGUUGAUAAACGUGAAACCAGCAGGGCUGAAUGGGCCCAGGUCUCUGCCAAAAUCAGUGGUCAGGUCACUGAAUGCACAGUGCACAGACUGAUUGAGGGACGUGAAUAUCAGUUCCGUGUCCGUGCUGAAAACAAGUUUGGUGCUGGAGAUGCCAUCCUCUCAGAUCCUGCUGUUGCCAGGAAUCCAUAUACUGCCCCUGGACCCUGUGAUCCUCCCGUAAUUACCAAUGUCACAAAAGAGAAGAUGACUGUAAGUUGGAAGGAGCCAUCAGAUGAUGGAAAGUCUCCCAUCACUGGAUUCAUGCUUGAAAGGAAACAAACUAAAGAAAUGAAAUGGACAAAACUUAACAGAAAGCCACUCAUUGAGCGAACCCUUGAGGUUACCGGUCUCUCAGAGGGAACUGAAUAUGAGUACAGAGUUAUUGCUGUGAAUCUUGCUGGUCCUGGAAAACCCAGUGAACCAUCUGUUGGUGUCUCAGCAGUGGAUCCUGUGUUCCCUCCUGGUCCUCCUGUUUCACCAACCGUUUUGGACACAACAAACAGCACAAUCAGGCUAUCCUGGACAAAGCCAGCAAAUGAUGGUGGAGCUCCAAUCCUGGGCUAUCUUGUAGAGUGCAAGAGAUUAGACACGAAAGACUGGAUAAGAUGCAAUGUCCCCAAGAAUCUCCAGGACACCCAUUAUGUUGUCAGUAACCUUUUGACUAAUAGUCAGUAUCAACUGCGUGUGACAGCUGUCAACAAAGUGGGUUUCAGUGAGCCAUGUGAAGUCCCAGACAAACCUAUUGUCAAAGAUGUUUUGGUGGCUCCUGAAGCUAUACUUGAUGCAGAGCUGAAAGAAUUACUGGUGUUGAAGGCUGGUUCUUUAAUGAAACUUCAUGCUACAAUUAAGGGUCGCCCAGCACCCAAAGUGACUUGGGCCAAAAUGAACACCAAUAUUAAGGAAAGACAAGGAAUCAUCAUAAAGGCAACAGAGUUAGAUACCACAGUGAUUGUUGAAAAAGUGAACAGAUAUGAUGCAGGCAAAUAUAUUUUGAAUCUUGAAAGUACCAGUGGAAUGAAGAUGUACACAAUUGUAGUCAAAGUUCUCGACACCCCGGGACCACCACUCAACCUUAUGGUUAAGGAGACCUCAAAAGAUUCUGCAUCAAUUCUUUGGGACGAGCCUAUGAUUAAUGGUGGAAGUCCAGUGACAAGCUAUAUUAUUGAAAAACGUGAUGCUGAGAGAAAGGCCUGGUCCUUGGUUUCAAAUGAUUGCACAAAAACAUCACUGAAAAUUGAUGGUUUGGAGCCAGGUAGAUCUUACAGCUUCAGAGUUAAGGCUGUGAAUGAAUUAGGCAUUGGAGAGCCAUGUGAAACUGCAGAUGCUGUGCGGGCCUCUGAACAACCUGGACCAGUCAUGGACUUCAAGCCCAUCUUGGUAACCAAAGAAUCAUGCACUCUUACCUGGAAGAAACCUAUCAGUGAUGGUGGCAGUCGAAUUAUUGCAUAUGUCCUUGAGGUUCUCAAUGGUGAUGACAACUGGAAGGAGCUAAUGAGGUCAAAGAAUAUGCAGUACAGUGGCAAAGACCUAACUGAGGGCAAAGAAUACAAAUACAGAGUUAAGGCAAUGAAUGAUUCAGGAGAUGGUCCUGAGAAGGAGCUUAGUCUGGUGGCAAAGGACACCAUUGUUCCACCAAGCUGUGAUUUGCGUGAUUUGCCCAACCUAUGCUACAUUGCCAAGGAGGGAAGCACGGUCCGUCUGAAGAUCCCUCUCAUAGGCAAACCUCCUCCAACAGCCAAAUGGGUCAAGGGUGAGGACGAAAAUCUCACUGAUACCGGCAGAGUAUCUGCUGAAUCCACAUUAGUGAAUACAACUCUGCUGAUUCGUGACUGCCAGAGGAGUGACGCCUCCAAAUACACCGUCACUCUCAGAAAUACUUUUGGAACGAAGGAGUCAACCAUUUUUGUCCGAGUAGUGGGCAAACCAGGACUUGUAGUCGGACCUAUUAAAUUCAAAGAGGUCACAGCUGAUGGUGCAACUUUGAAGUGGGGUGCACCUAAGGAUGAUGGUGGCUCACCAAUCACAAAUUACAUCCUUGAGAAAAGAGAUUCAGUCACCAACAUGUGGGUCACAGUUGCUUCAUCUGUCGAAGAACCCUUAUUCAGAGUGACUGGACUCCACGAGGGAACUGAAUACAUCUUUAGAGUGUGUGCAGAAAACAAGUAUGGAGUUAGUGAAGGUCUCAAGUCUGAGCCAAUGUUGGCCAAGCAUCCAUUCAAUGUUCCUGAUGCACCACCACCACCUCAGGUUAUGAGUAUGCGUCAUGACUGUGCCUACCUGGCUUGGUCUGAUCCAAGGAAAACUGGAGGCUCUCCAAUCACUGGCUACCAUGUUGAAUUCAAGGAAAGAAACAGCAUGUUGUGGAAGAGGGCUAACGAGACCGCUGUGAAAAUGAAAGAAUUCAUAGUGACAGGUUUCACUGAGGGUUUGGAGUAUGAAUUCCGUGUCAUGGCAAUUAAUCUGGCUGGUGUUGGUCGACCAAGUCCACCAACUGAGCCCAUGGUUGCCUUGGAUCCAAUUGAUCCCCCUGGUAAACCUGAUGUCAUCAGCAUUACAAGGAGCACAGUAACACUUCAGUGGACCGAGCCUGAGUGUGACGGUGGACACAGACUCACUGGAUACAUUGUUGAGAGACGUGAUCUGCCGUCCAAAAUUUGGGUGAAGGCCAAUAUCAUGAAUGUUGUGGAUUGCGCAUACACUAUUAAAGACUUGCAAGAAGGAUGCAAGUAUGAGUUCAGAAUCCGGGCCAAGAACUCUGCUGGAGCACUCAGCCCACCAUCUGAGCAAACUGACACUAUUGUGUGUUCAGAUGAAUAUGCUUCACCAACCAUCAUUAUCGACUCCACUGUUAAGGAGGGACUUACUGUGAAAGCUGGUGACACAAUUGUCAUAACUGCUACAAGCAUCUUGGGCAAACCUACUCCAACCUCUUUCUGGUCUAAAGGAGGAAAAACCUUUAAACCUUCAGAUAUAUGUCAGAUCGAGUCUACCAAAACAUCAUCUACUCUAUACAUCAAGUAUGCAAGCAGAAGUGAUUCAGGAGAGUACACAAUAUCUGCAAGUAAUCCAUUUGGCAUUAAAGAAGAAAAUGUCAAGGUGAAGGUAUUGGAUGUUCCAGGUCCUCCUGGGCCCAUUGAAGCCAGUGGAGUUUCAUCUGAAAAAGUCACCUUAACUUGGACAGCACCAGCAGAAGAUGGAGGAUCUGCAAUUAAGUAUUACACUCUAGAAAAGAGGGAAACAAGUCGCCUUCUCUGGACCAUUCUUGCCGAACAGGUCACUGACUGCCACUAUGUUGCUACAAAACUUGUUCAAGGCAAUGAGUACAUCUUCCGUGCCAAAGCUGUGAAUUAUUCUGGUGCUGGAGAUCCGUCACAUUCUGGGGCUGUCAAGAUUGUUGAUAACUUUGGCCCCCCUGGUCCACCUGCAAAGCCAGAAAUUGAAAAUGUAAGUGGAACCAAUAUAACAAUAGCAUGGAAGCGACCUGCUGAUGAUGGUGGCGCAGACAUAACAGGUUACCUUGUGGAGAAAAAAGAAAAGAAAGGUGUGCGUUGGAUCAGAGCAUCAAAGAAGACAGUAUCUGACCUUCAUUUUGAGAUUAAAGGCCUUGCUGAAGAAGUUGAAUAUGAAUUCCGUGUGACAGCUGAGAAUAAGGCAGGCUUUGGAGAGCCAAGCGAACCAACUAUACCUGUUAUGACAAAGGGUAUAGCAGAUGUCCCAGGUCCUCCUGUUAACCCAAGAGUUACUGACACAACAAAAACCACUGCUGAACUGCACUGGGGUAAACCACUAGAUGAUGGUGGACGUGACAUAACUGGAUACAUAGUUGAGCAUAGAAAAGAAGGAGAAGAGGAGUGGGUCAAAGCCAAAAAAGAAGGAGUGCUGAGGAUUACAGAAUUUGUUGUGCCAGACCUGCAAACUGGAGUGAAAUAUCACUUUAGAGUGAGUGCAGUGAACUGUGUGGGUGUUGGGGAGUCUACACAAAUUGAAGAUCUUACUGAAGUUGUUGAACGGGAGGAAGUUCCAGAUCUAGAGCUUGACGUCGAACUCAGAAGAACACUUGUUGUCAGAGCUGGAGGAUCUAUCCGCAUUUUUGUUCCAAUUAAAGGAAGACCAGCUCCUGCAGUUAGUUGGACAAAAGAUGAAGGACCAAUUAAACAAAGAGCCUCCAUUGAUGUUACUGAGUCUUACACUCUCCUGGUAAUCCCUGACUGCAAUCGACGUGAUGCUGGAAGAUAUGACUUGACCUUGGAAAAUGCAGCUGGAAAGAAGACAGCUAAUAUUAAUGUUAGGGUCUUAGACUCACCAGGGCCUCCUAUUAAUUUGAAACCUAAAGCCAUUGACAAGGAGAGCAUUACCCUUCAGUGGGAAAUGCCUCUUGUUGAUGGAGGAUCCAAGAUCACAAAUUAUGUUGUAGAGAAACGAGAGUCUACUCGAAAAUCAUAUGCCACUGUAAUCAUGAACUGUGAGGAAUGCUCUGUAAAAAUCCCAGAUCUGGCAGAGGGUUCUGAGUAUUACUUUAAAGUUUCUGCUGAAAAUGAAUAUGGCAUUGGUGAAGCUGCUGAGACUGCUGAUCCAAUCAGAGCAUCUCAGGCACCAACUGCUCCUCAAACUGUCACAAUCACAAAUGUCACAAAGAAUUCUGCAAGUUUGGCAUGGACUAAACCAAAACAUGAUGGUGGUAGCAGAAUUACAGGAUAUGUUAUUGAGGCUCAGAAGAAAGGUGGUGAUCAGUGGGCCCAUGUGACAACAGUGAAGUCCUUUGAUUACACAGUGAAAAAUCUCAAUGAAAAUGAGGAAUAUGUUUUCCGCAUCAUGGCUGCGAAUCACUCUGGUCGUAGUCCACCACGUCAAAGCAAGCCUGUUGUCAUCAAGGAGCAGACCACAGAACCAGAGUUUGACCUGCGUGGUAUCUGUCAGAAGAUGAUUAUUGCCAAGGCAGGAGAUGACAUAAAAGUUGAGAUACCAGUCUCUGGGCGUCCCAAACCUACAGUUUCAUGGCAGAAAGAUAGUCAAGGACUUAAGUUCACACAAAGAUUAAAUGUAGAAAAUACUGCUGUUUCUACAAUCUUGAGCAUUACUGAAUGUCUAAGAAGUGACACUGGAGCAUACACUGUUACAGGAAAGAACAUACUUGGCACUGUGUCAGAAACCUUUGGAAUCAAGGUACAGGAUGUUCCAGGACCUCCAAAAGGACCAAUCAAGUUGGACAAAAUCUCCCUCACCUUUAUUGCGUUUUCCUGGGAGACACCUGAAAAUGAUGGUGGUGUACCAAUUAAUAAUUAUGUUGUGGAGAUCAGAGAAACAACAAGUCAGACUUGGACAGAGUUAUCCACGCAAAUCAUCAGAACAACAUUCAAAGCAACCCGUUUAAAAACAGGUGUAGAAUACCAGUUCCGUGUCAAAGCUAAAAAUAGAUAUGGUGUAGGACCUCCAAUCACAUCAGAAGCAGUGGUUGCAGCACACCCAUUCAAGGUUCCUGGACCACCAGGAACCCCCAAGGUUGUUGCCUUCACCAAAGAGACAAUGACAAUUGGAUGGAAUGAGCCUGUCAAUGAUGGCGGAAGUGAAGUGCUUGGAUACCAUGUGGAAAGGAAAGAGAGGAGUGGUGUUGUGUGGUACAAGAUAAGCAAAUCUCUGGUUAAAGGAAACUUAUUUAAAUCCUCUGGACUGGAAGAUGGUAUUGCAUAUGAAUUCCGAGUGUUAGCUGAAAAUUUGGCUGGCAUCGGAAAACCAAGCCAUGCCUCAGAACCCAUGCUGGCUCUUGACCCAGUGGAUCCACCAGGUCAGCCAGUUCCAAUCUAUGUGUCAAAGAACAUUAUUACAAUUCAGUGGACAAAGCCAGAGUAUGAUGGUGGAUUCAAGAUAACUGGAUACACUGUGGAAAAGAGAGACUUGCCAGCUGGUCGCUGGAUGAGGGCCAACUUCACAAACAUCGUUGAAACAUCCUUCACUGCCAGUGGACUUACACAGGAUGCCUCUUACGAGUUCCGUGUGGUUGCAAGAAAUUCAGCUGGUGCUGUCAGUGAACCCUCUGAUCCAUCAGAUCCAAUUGUCUGCAAAGAUGAUGUUGAGGAACCCAGGAUUAUGGUUGAUGCUAUAUUCAAGGAUGUCGUUCUUGUGAGAGCUGGUGACAACUUCAAGUUAGAGGCUGAUGUUGCAGGUCAACCAUUGCCAUCCAUGACGUGGACUAAAGAUGACAAAGACGUUGAAAGAAGCUCAAAGUUGGACAUUAGAAUGACUGACCUCACAACAACACUGAUAAGCAAAGAUUCACUGAGAAAAGAUGGUGGUGAAUUUGUUUUGACUGCAUCGAAUGUUGGUGGUUUUGCCAAGCAUGUAUACAAAGUUAAAGUUCUGGACAGGCCAGGUCCACCAGGAGGACCCCUUGCUGUUUCAGACAUAACAGCCGACAAAUGCAAGAUAACAUGGACUCCACCAGCAGAUGAUGGAGGGGCUGAUAUUGAUUAUUAUGUUGUUGAGAAACGCGAGUCAAGCAGACUUGCCUGGACACAUGUUGCUUCUAAGAUAACUGAAAAAGAGUUCCAAGUGACUAAAUUAUUGAAAGGCAAUGAGUACAUUUUCAGGGUCAUGGCAGUCAACAAAUAUGGAGUUGGAGAACCUCUUGAGUCUGCUCCAACCAUUGCAGACAAUCCUUAUGUUGCACCUGAUGCACCACAAACUCCUGAAGUAUCAGCCAUCACCAAGGACUCAAUGGUACUUUUCUGGGGUGCCCCAAGUAGUGAUGGUGGAAGUCCAAUAACAAGCUACAAUAUUGAAAGAAAAGAUAAAAUUGGUCUGCGUUGGGUUAAAUGUAACAAGAGGCCUGUGACCGAGUUACAGUUCAGGGUUACAGCACUUGUCUCAGGACAUGAAUAUGAGUUCAGAGUCUCUGCUGUGAAUGCAGCUGGUGUUAGCCCACCCAGUUCCUCAAGUCCCUUCUAUAAGGCUACUGACACUCUGUAUGAACCCGGACCCCCGGGAAAUCCAAGGGUUUUGGACACAACAAAGUCUUCCAUUACUAUUGCUUGGAAUAAACCUGUAUACGAUGGUGGUUCUGAAGUAACUGGCUAUCUUAUAGAAACAUGUCCUGCUAGUUUAGCGGAAGAGGAAGAGGAAUGGACUAUUGUAUCUCCCAAAGAUGGAUUAAAGGCAACAUCAUUUACAAUUAUAAACCUAAAAGAGAAUGAUGAAUACAAGGUAAAUAUUUCAGCCAUAAAUAGUGAGGGAAUUGGAGAACCUGCAGCUGUCCCUGGCACCCCCAAAGCAGAGGACAGGUUAAUUGCACCAGAGGUUGAGCUUGAUGCCGAGCUUCGCAAAACUGUCACUCUCAGAGCCUGCUGCACACUCAGACUCUUUGUGCCAAUUAAAGGAAGACCUGCACCUCAGGCUCAAUGGACAAGAGACAAUGAUGAGCCUCUUGACAGAGCCACUAUUGAAAGUACUUCAUCUUUCAGCUCUUUAGUGGUUGGAAAUGUCAACAGAUUUGAUAGUGGUAACUACAAUUUGACAGUUGAAAACAGCUCAGGGUCAAAAACAGUCACAGUGAAGGUCAAAGUUCUUGAUACACCAGGAGCUCCACAAAACCUUAAAAUUGCCAAAAUUACCAAGGAAACGGCGACACUUGAAUGGGAACCGCCAUUGAAUGAUGGUGGCACAAAGAUCAAGAAUUAUGUAGUAGAAAAGCGUGAAGCAACAAGGAAAGCAUAUGCCACUGUCAAAGCCAACUGUCACAAGACAACAUAUACUCUAGAGAAUUUGCAAGAGGGAUGUAACUACUACUUCAGAGUCUUGGCUGAAAACGAGUAUGGAAUUGGUCUGCCAAUAGAGACUCCUGAAUCAAUCAAAGUGUCUGAAAAGCCACAACCACCUGGAAAGAUCACACUUUUGGAUGUAACAAAGAACAGUGUUACACUAACAUGGGAGAAACCUGAGCAUGAUGGAGGAAGCAGAGUGGGUGCCUAUAUUGUUGAAAUGCAGAGCAAAGGCAAUGACAAAUGGGGUACAGUUGCAACUGUUCGUGUUACUGAGGCAAUAAUUAAAAACCUUACACCUGGUGAAGAGUAUAUGUUCCGUGUUUCAGCAAAGAACGAGAAGGGAACAAGUGAUCCUCGUGUUAUUGGUGUGCCCGUUAUUGCUAAGGACCUUGUGAUUGCUCCCUCGCCAAAAUUGCAGUUCUCUACAUUCAGUGUUCUUGCUGAGGAAGACUUGACUAUUGAAGUGCCAUACAUUGCUCGUCCAAAGGCAGCUGUCUCCUGGAUUAAGGAUGGAGUCCCCAUGAAACGAACUAGUAGGGUGAACUUUUCAUCUACUGAGACAAUGUUGAAACUAUCAUUUACAGAAGCCUGCCGUGAGGAUGUUGGCCAAUACAGCAUCAAACUGACCAACACUGCUGGUGAGACCACAGUAGAUAUUGGAGUGAUUGUUCUUGAUAAACCUGGCCCACCAGCCGGUCCAGUGAAAAUAGAAGAUGUAACCUCUGAUAGUAUAACUAUUUCCUGGGCACCUCCAGAGUAUGAUGGUGGUUGCACUAUCAACGGCUAUAUGGUUGAGAAGAGAGACACAGCCACAACAAAUUGGCAACUUGUAGCUAUUAAUCUUGCAAGGACGAAGGUCAAAGCUGCGAGGUUAAAGACAGGAACAGAGUACCAGUUCAGAAUAACAGCUGAGAACAGAUAUGGAAAGAGCCCUGCUCUCGCCUCAAGCUGUGUUGUUGCUCAGUAUCCAUACAAACUUCCAGGAUCCCCUGGUACACCAUCGGUUCAUGAAUCAACCAAAGACACCAUGGUUGUUGUUUGGAAUGAGCCUGUCAAUGAUGGAGGCAGCACUAUUUUAGGUUAUCAUCUCGAAAGAAAGGAUAGAAAUAGUAUUCUCUGGGUUAAGUUGAACAAGUCUAUUAUCAAAGACACAACAUAUAAGACAACAGGCCUUGAAGCGGGUCAGGAAUAUGAGUAUAGAGUUUAUGCAGAGAACAUUGUUGGUAUUGGAAAAGUCAGCAAACUGUCAGAGGGGUACAUUGCCAGAGACCCUUGUGAUCCCCCUGGUCAGCCUGAAGCCAUUAAAAUCACAAAGGACUCUAUCAAAAUUGCUUGGACUAAACCAGAAUACGAUGGUGGAAGCAAGGUGACUGGUUACGUUGUUGAGAAGAAGGAGUUGCCAGAAGGCCGCUGGCUGAAGGCUAACUUUACCAAUGUCAUUGAAACUGAAUAUGUUGCCACUGGGUUAGUGGAGGACCAGCAAUAUGAGUUCCGUGUUAUUGCAAGAAAUGCUGCUGGAGUUUUCAGUAUGCCUUCAUAUAGCACUGGACCCAUUACGUCAAAGGAUGAAAUUGAGCCACCACGUAUCAGCAUAGACCCAGAGUACACACAGACACUUGUGAUAACUGCAGGUGAUUCCUUCAAGAUUGAUGCAGAUGUCCAUGGUAAACCAUCACCUUCAAUUCACUGGAUGAAGGGAGAAGCUGAACUUGGAAAUGCCUUAUAUCGUGAAAUAAAAAACACCGAAACCAAAGCAUGUAUUACUGUCAAAGAAGCCAAGCUUGCAGAUGGUGGGCAGUACACUCUCUUAAUAAGAAAUCCUGGUGGUGAAAAAUCAGUUAAUGUGAAUGUGUCUGUGCUGGACAAACCUGGUCCACCAGAUGGUCCCAUUGCUGUAACUGGUGUCACAUGUGAGCAGUGCUGCCUUUCUUGGAAAGCACCACUGCAGAAUGGUGGCAGUGAAAUUUCUCAUUACAUUGUUGAGAGAAGAGAGACAAGCAGACUUAUUUGGACUGUUGUUGACUCUAAGGCUCAAAGCACUUACCUGAAAAUUUCAAAACUACUUGAAGGAAAUGAAUACAUUUUCAGAGUGAUGUCAGUUAACAAAUUUGGUGUUAGUGAUCCACUGCAUUCAGAUGCUGUAAUAAUCAAAGAUCCUUAUUUGACACCUGAUACACCCAAGGGAGUUGAAAUAUCUAAUAUCAGGAAGGACUCUAUGGUAAUAACCUGGGAAGCACCAACAAUUGAUGGUGGAAGUCCUAUCACAGGAUAUGUGAUUGAGAAACAUGACAAGGAAGGAGUUAGAUGGACUCGUUGCAACCGGUCAAGAGUCACAGAUUUAACCUUCAAAGUCAAAGGACUCCUUGAAAGUCACAGCUAUGAAUUUAGAGUUGCUGCUGAAAAUGCUGUUGGUGUUGGUGAGCCAAGCGCACCUUCUGUGUUUUUCAAGGCCCUGGACCCCAUUUUCAAGCCUGGUCCUCCAAGUAAUCCUAAAGUUACUGAUAUGACCAAGACCUCAGUCAAUCUUGCAUGGGGCAAGCCUAUCUAUGACGGAGGUUGUGAAAUUCAGGGUUAUAUUAUUGAAUGCUGUGAAGCUACAGAAGAACCAGAGAAAACUGAAGAAGUAACUGAAGAGAAAACAGAGGAGAAAUCCGAGGACAAAUCUGAGGAGAAAUCUGAAGAGAAACAAGUAGUAUGGACAAUGUGCACUCCACCAAAUGGUGUCAAACACACCCGAUUUACUGUUGAAAAUCUAAAAGCAAAACAAGCAUACAAGUUUAGAGUUUGUGCUAUUAAUAAAGUAGGAGUUGGUGAAAAUGCAGAUGUAGCUGGAGCAAUAGUGCCAGAAGACAAGACAGAAGAACCAGAUCUUGACAUCGAUCCAGAGUACAGAAAGAUCAUGAGCAUCAAAGCUGGUACAUCUCUCAGAUUGUUCAUCCCGAUUAAAGGAAGGCCUUCACCAACUGUUAAAUGGGAGAAAGAUGAGGCUCCACUGAAAGAAACAGCUCAGGUGGAGGUUACAAGCACUUACACUUCUCUUGUCAUUGACAAAGUCAACAGAAAUGAUAGUGGAAAGUACAGUGUAACUGCUGAAAACUCUACUGGCUCAAGUUCUGCCAUUAUUAUUGUAAGAGUGCUUGAUACACCAAGUGCCCCGGUCAGUUUGAAGGUCAAAGAAAUUACAACAGAUUCUAUAACUCUCUCAUGGGAGCCCCCACUUUUGGAUGGUGGAGCAAAAAUUAAGAACUACGUAAUUGAAAAGCGGGAAAGCACAAGAAAAACAUUUUCCGCUGUAGCAACAAACUGCCACAAGGUGGUAUGGAAAAUUGAACCCCUCCAAGAAGGAUGCUGUUACUACUUCAGAGUUAUGGCUGAAAAUGAAUACGGAAUUGGUUUGCCUGUAGACACUGCUGAUCCGCUGAAGAUUUCAGAAGUUCCUCAAACUCCUGGUAAACUGAAUGUUGUUGAUGUGACAAAGACAACUAUCUCUCUUGCAUGGGAGAGACCAGUUCAUGAUGGUGGCAGCAGAAUUGUUCAAUACCUAGUUGAAAUGCAAGUUAAAGGCAACGAUAAGUGGUCUGGUUGUGCAAAUGUCAAGACCUUAGAGGCUACUGUCAAAAAUCUCAACCCAGGAGACGAAUAUCUCUUUAGGGUUAUGGCCAUCAAUGAAAAGGGAAAGAGUGACCCAAGAACCCUUGCUGUUCCUGUUCAAGCAAAGGACCUUGUAUUUGAACCAGAUAUAAAACCGGUAUUUAACAGCUACAGCGUUCUGGUUGGCAAAGAUCUCUCUGUUGAUGUUCCCAUUUCUGGACGUCCUAAACCAACAGUAUCUUGGAAAAAGGAUGGGGAGGGUAUGAAAGUAACUUCAAGAGUAAACAUUAUCAACACAGUGAACUGCACAACACUAAGCAUCAAAGAAGCAGCUAGAGAGGAUGGUGGCAUGUACAGCAUUAAUGUGUCUAACUCUGCUGGCCACAAGGACACAGCUAUUGAAAUCAUCACUUUGGAUAAACCCGGUCCACCAGCAGGACCUGUUAGGUUUGAUGAAGUAACUACACAAAGUGUUACCAUUUCAUGGGAUCCACCAAAGUUCACAGGAGGCUGCUCUGUUUCAAACUACAUUGUACAAAAGAGAGACACAACCACCACCACAUGGGAAAAUGUUGCAGCAUCAGUUGCAAGAACAUCCCUUAAAGUACCAAGGCUAAAAACUGGAGCUGAAUAUCAGUUUAGAAUUAUUGCUCAGAAUCGUUAUGGCAAGAGCUAUGCAUUGGAAUCUAAACCAGUGGUAGCGCAGUAUCCUUACAGAGAGCCAGGUCCCCCAGGCACUCCAUUUGUUUCACAUCUGUCAAAGGAUCAUAUGAUUGUAGAAUGGAAUGAACCUGUUUCAGAUGGAGGCAGUGCUGUUCUUGGUUAUCAUCUUGAGCGUAAAGAGAGAAACAGUAUUCUCUGGACCAAAGUCAACAAGACACUCAUUCAAGACACUAUGUUUAAAACAGCACCACUGGAAGAAAGCAUUGAAUAUGAGUUCAGGGUAUAUGCUGAAAACAUUGUAGGCAUUGGAAGAUGCAGCAAACUCUCUGAGGGAUAUGUGGCACGUGAUCAGUGUGACCCACCUGGCAUCCCGGAGCCAGUCCAUAUUAGCAAGGAUUCCAUAACAAUCCAAUGGACUAAGCCUGAGUAUGAUGGAGGAAGUGUCAUAACUGGUUAUAUUGUUGAGAAGCGUGACCUUCCAGAUGGACGCUGGAUGAAGAUUAAUUUCACAAAUGUCAUUGAAACCAACUUUGUUAUCACUGGUCUAACAGAGGGUGAGAAAUAUGACUUCAGAGUAAUAGCAAAGAAUGCAGUUGGUACAUUCAGCAAGCCAUCCUACAACAGUGGACCUAUCACUGCCCUGGAUGAGGUUGAACCACCCAAGUUCUCAAUUGACCCACAGUUCACUAAAGCUAUUGUGGUUGAUGCUGGAGAAACAUUUAAACUUGAUGCUGAUGUCUAUGGAAAGCCACCACCUACAGUUGAGUGGUUCAGGGGAGAGAAACACAUGGAAAACACCAUAAGAUGUGACAUUAAGAACACUGAAACAAGAGCAAUGAUUAUUGUGAAAGAUGCUGUCAGACAGGACAGUGGAGAGUACAUUCUACAACUGACAAAUGUGGCUGGCUCUCAGACUGUUCCAUUCCAAGUGAGGGUGCUAGACAAACCAGCACAAUGUGAAGGACCUCUUCAUAUCACUGGUGUUGCAUCGGACAGAUGUACUCUAUCAUGGAAGGCACCACUUCAUGAUGGUGGGAACCCAGUAACUCAUUACGUAAUUGAGAGACGAGAAACCAGCCGCCUUGCUUGGACAAUUGUUUCAAGUGACUGUACCACCACUGUAUACAAAAUAACCAAGCUUCUUGAGGGCAAUGAGUACAUCUUCCGUGUCAUGGCAGUCAACGCUUAUGGUACUGGCGAGUCACUUGAUUCAGCAUCUGUAAUCAUGAAAGAUCCAUUUGUACCCCCUGGUUCACCUCAAAUUGUUGAUGUAACCAACAUUGCAAGGGAUGGUAUGACUGUUUGCUGGACUGCUCCGGAUAGUGAUGGUGGAAGUGAAAUUACCAGCUACGUCAUUGAGAAGAAAGACCGAGCAGGAAUCAAAUGGACAAAGUGUAACAGGCGAAAGGUAACAGACUUGUGCUUCAGAGUUACAGGUCUCACAGAGGAUCAUGAGUAUGAGUUCAGAUUGGCAGCAGAAAAUGCAGCUGGAGUUGGGGAGCCAAGUUUACCAACCCCAUACUACAGGGCUUGUGAUCCAAAGUAUAAGCCUGGCCCACCAUCACAUGUACACGUUAUUGACACAACAAGCAGCUCUGUUACUGUUUCAUGGGGAAAACCUCUCACUGAUGGUGGAACUGCAAUUCAGGGCUAUAUUGUUGAGAUAUGUAAAGCUGAGGCUGAGGAGGAGGAGUGGACAAUGUGCACACCACCAACUGGAUUAAGAGUCAACAAGUUUGAAAUCACCAAGCUUGCUGACCAUGAAUAUAAGAUCAGAGUUUGUGCAAUUAACAAACUGGGUGUUGGUGAAGCAGCUGAAGUUCCUGGAACUGUCAAACCAGAAGACAGAGUUGAAACUCCUGAAAUCCUGCUUGAUUCUGAGCUGAGGAAAGGAGUCAUUGUUCGUGCUGGUGGAUCUAUGAGAAUUGAUAUACCAUUUAAGGGAAGGCCAACUCCAGAGAUUAAGUGGACAAAAGAUGAAGCAGAGCUGAGUGAGCGGGCAGUGAUUGAGAAAGGUCGUCAUCACACCCAACUUUCACUUGAUUCUUGUGACAGAAGAGACUCUGGAAAAUACAUUCUGACACUUCAAAAUAGUAGUGGCACUGUAUCUGAAUUUGUGACAGUAAAGGUUCUGGACACACCAAGUGCUCCUUUGAACCUUAAAGUCACAGAGAUUAAGAAGGACUCUGUUGUACUGGUGUGGGAGCCUCCACUUGUUGAUGGUGGUGCCAGGAUCAAGCAUUAUGUCGUUGAAAAGCGUGAAUCUACGCGCAAAGCAUAUGCAGGUGUCACAGCGAAAUGCACCAAAACAACCUUCAAAGUUGAAAAUCUUGCAGAAGGUGCCAUGUAUUACUUUAGAGUUAUGGCUGAAAAUGAAUAUGGUAUUGGUUUAUCUGUUGAGACAAAGAAUGCUUCAAAGGCCUCUGAAGUUCCACAGCCAGUUGGAAAGGUCUUCCUGACUGAUGUUACCAAAGUUAGUGCCUCUCUGGCAUGGGAGAAACCAGAGCAUGACGGUGGUAGCAGAAUUGUUGGAUACAUCAUUGAAAUGCUACCAAAGGGAACAGAUAAAUGGGGUGUAGCAACAUCCGUUAAGACCUGUGAAGGAACUGUCCAAGGGCUAACAGCAGGUCAGGAGUAUCUGCUCAGAAUUUUGGCAUACAAUGAGAAGGGGAAGAGUGAACCAACGCCACUGGCUUCACCAGUGAUUGCGAGUGACAUGACUAUUGAGCCAAGCCUUAAGGUACAGUUCAGUACAUACAGUGUGAAAUCUGGUAAGGACUUCCAGCUGGAAAUCCCAGUAUUUGGACGCCCUAAACCGAAAGUUACUUGGAAAAAGGAUGGACAAAGUAUCAAAAUAUCUAGCAGAUUGGGUAUUUCCAAUACACCAACAUCAACUAUCAUAAAGAUCACUGAGGCCACCAAAGAAGAGUUAGGAACAUAUGUAGCCACAGCCACCAAUACAGCAGGCACGGCAACAAAAGAGAUUGGACUCAUAAUUCUUGAUAAGCCUGGAGCUCCAACAGGACCAGUGAAAGUAUCUGAUGUGAGUAAUACCACUGUCACCAUCUCAUGGGAGCCCCCUGAGUAUACAGGUGGCUGCCAGAUCAAACAUUACAUUAUUGAAAAGCGAGACACAACUACAACUACAUGGCAACUGGUUUCAAACAAUAUGGCAAGAACCACUAUGAAGGUAACCAAGCUGAAGAAGGGUUCUGAGUAUCAGUUCAGGAUAUCUGCUGAAAACAGAUACGGAAAAGGUGCUCCUCUGGACUCCAAAGCAAUUGUGUCACAGUAUCCUUACAAGGUCCCUGGUCCACCUGGUACUCCCUAUGUCAAAUCUGCCACAAAAGAACAAAUGAUCAUUGAAUGGAAUGAGCCAGUGAAUGAUGGUGGAAGUUCAGUCAUUGGUUACCAUCUAGAGAAUAAAGAAAGAAGUAGCAUCAUGUGGAAUAAACUAAACAAGACACUCAUUAAAGAUACUCAAUUCAAGAUUAUAAAUCUAGAGGAGGGUGCCGGUUAUGAGUAUAGAGUGUUUGCAGAAAAUAUUGUGGGCAUUGGUAGAUCGAGCAAAGUGUCGGAGAGCUUUGUUGCUCGUGAUCCAUGUGAUCCACCUGGUACCCCUGAAGCCAUUGCCAUCUCAAAGAACCAAAUGACUAUUCAGUGGACAAAGCCACAAUAUGAUGGUGGCAGCAAAGUUACUGGAUAUAUCGUAGAAAAGAGAGAUUUGCCUGAGGGUCACUGGAUGAGAGUUAACUUUACCAAUAUCAUUGAGACUGAAUUUACUAUCACAGGCUUAACACAGGACAAUCAAUAUGAAUUCAGAGUAAUUGCAAGGAAUGCAGCUGGCAUUUAUAGUGGACCAUCUGACAGCACUGGUGCAGUCACAGCUACAGAUGAAAUUGAGCCUCCAAGUGUCUCAAUGGAUCCAAAAUAUAAGGAUGUCAUUGUUGUCAGUGCUGGAGAAAGUUUGCUCAUGGAUGCAGAUAUUCAUGGUAAACCAACUCCUACUGUUGCAUGGCUAAAGGAAGGAAAGGAAAUUGAAAGGGCACUCAGAAUUGAAAGGAAAACUACAGAGAAAUCUGCAUUCAUUACAAUCAAGGACUGCACAAAAUUAGACAGUGGGCACUAUGAUCUCAGUCUUACCAACAGUGGUGGAACAAAAGUAAUACCAAUUACUGUGAAGAUUCUUGAUAAGCCUGGUGCACCCACUGGGCCAUUGCGUGUUACAGGAGUAAUGCAGGACUCAUGCAAACUGUUCUGGGCGGAGCCUGCUCUCGAUGGUGGAGCAAAGAUUUCUCAUUAUAUUAUUGAAAAGAGAGAAACCAGCGGACUGUCAUGGAGGAUGGUUGAAACAAAGGUUGAAAGUUCCAGUUUUCAUGUGACUAAACUUCUGCCAGGUGAUGAAUAUAUCUUCAGAGUUAUGGCUGUCAACAAAUAUGGUGUUGGUGAACCUCUUGUGUCUGAUCCAGUUGUUGCACGCAAUCCUUACAUGACACCAAGUGCACCCUCUGCACCUGAGGCAAGUGAAAUUACGAAGGACUCAAUGUUGCUAGCAUGGACUAAGCCAGAAUCGGAUGGAGGAGCUGAAAUCAGCGGCUAUCAUCUUGAGAAACGUGACAAAGAUGGAGUGAGAUGGACUAAAUGCAACAGACAGAAGCUGACAGAGGAAUUCUUCAGAGUAAAAGGCCUUCUAGAAGGUCACUUCUAUGAGUUCCGCGUUUCUGCUGAAAAUGAAGCUGGUGUGGGAGACGUUAGUGAUUUGUCAAUGUUCCACAGAGCUAUUAACGAAACAACACCGCCCAGUCCACCCCAGCAUCCCAGAGUUGUAGAUCAUUCAAAAUCAACAGUCUCACUCUCCUGGGCUAAACCUGCUACUGAUGGUGGUGCAUACAUCAAAGGCUACAUUGUUGAGAUGAAAGAAGUCGCUGCUGAAGAAUGGACCACAUGCACACCUCCAGCAGGUAUUCAGAGAACAAGCUUAACGGUGGAAAAUCUCAAGGAAAAUGGGGAAUAUGACUUUUGUGUUUCUGCCUUUAACUCUGAGGGAGUUGGAGAGCCUGCAGAGUUCCAUGGCCCAGUUGUUGCAGUUGACAAAGUUGAGGCACCAGAGAUGGAAUUAGAUGCUGACCUCAGAAAGGUUGUGUCUGUCCGUGCUGGUGGAUCUCUGCGCUUAUUUGUAACUAUUAGAGGUCGACCUGAGCCUUCUGUGAAAUGGGAAAAGGCAGAGGCAGAGUUAACCGAACGUGCACAGAUUGAAGUCACAAGUUCCUAUACAAUGCUUGUUAUUGACAAUGUCAACAGAUUUGACAGUGGGAAAUAUUCCCUGAACCUUGAAAAUGCUUCUGGCACUAAAUCUGCCUUAAUUAAUGUGAGAAUUUUAGACACACCAAGUGCUCCUCAGAAGUUUGAAGUGAAGGAUGUCAAGAGAGACUCAGUCACUCUCUCCUGGGAGCCUCCUCUGACAGAUGGUGGAUCUAAAAUAACUACCUAUAUUGUGGAAAAGCGAGAAUCUGUAAGGAAAGCCUACACAACUGUCACAAGCAACUGUACCCACACUUCGUUCAAGAUUGAUGAACUCCAAGAGGGUGGCAUUUUCUACUUCAGGGUUUGUGCUCUGAAUGAGUAUGGUAUGGGUGUGAUGGCAGAAACUAAAAAUCCAGUGAAAGUUGCUCAAGUGCCCAUGGCUCCAGGAAAAGUCACCCUUGUCGAUGUCACCAAAACCAGUGCAACUCUCACAUGGGAAAAGCCUGCCCAUGAUGGAGGUAGCAAAAUCAUGUUCUACAAUGUGGAAAUGUUGCCUAAGGGAACUGACAAAUGGGGAGUGGCCACCACAGUCAAGGUCUUGGAAGCAACAGUACCAAAUCUGGCACAUAAUGAAACAUAUUCAUUCAGAGUUAUUGCUCUGAAUGAAAAGGGAAAGAGCGAGCCAAAAGAACUGGGUGUUCCAGUUGUCGCUAAAGAGAUUGAGAUUGAACCCUCUGUUCACGUGCUCUUCAACACUUAUAGUGUCAAGGCUGGAGAUGAUCUCACAGUUGAGAUUCCAAUCAGAGGCAGACCUAAACCUGUUGUGUCAUGGAAGAAAGACAAUCUUCCUCUCAAACAAACUUCCUCCACCACAAUUCUGAACACAAAAACCUCAACCAAGAUUGUCAUAAAAGAAGCUAAAAUUGAGCAUGUAGGAAAGUAUGAUCUCACUCUUGCAAAUACUGCAGCCACUAAGUCAUUUGAUAUUAGCAUUGUUGUUCUGGAUAAACCAGGAGCACCCACUGCUGUGAAAUGUGAUGCUGUCACAAAUGAUAGCAUUACUUUGUCAUGGGGCCCACCAGAAUAUGAUGGUGGCUGUUCAAUCAGUAAUUAUAUUGUUGAGAAGAGAGACACCAACACACAAGUUUGGCAGAUAGUUUCCACUAAUGUGGCUAGGCAAUCUAUCAAAGCUACUCGCUUGACUCAGGGCUCUGAGUACCAGUUUAGAAUCUAUGCUGUCAAUCGAUAUGGGAAGAGUCCUGGCAAAGAUUCUCCAGCAAUUACUGCACAAUACGUAUGCAAGCAACCUGGACCUCCCUCUACACCUCAAGUAUCAUUUGCUACUAAGGCUUACAUGAUUGUCACCUGGAAUGAGCCAGUCAAUGAUGGAGGCAGCACUGUACUUGGAUAUCAUUUGGAACGUAAAGAACGCAGUAGCAUUCUGUGGACAAAAAUUAACAGAAGCCUGAUCAAAGACACAGAAUACAAAGUCACUGGCAUUGAGGAAUGCAUGUUAUACGAAUAUCGUGUCUAUGCUGAAAAUAUUGCUGGAAUUGGAAAGGUGAGCAAAGUCUGUGAGCCUGUAGCUGCAAGAGAUCCAUGUGAUCCUCCUAGUCAGCCCACAGUUACUAGUAUCACAAGAACAUCUGUUUCUCUCUCCUGGACAAAGCCUGAGUAUGACGGUGGAUCUAAAGUUACUGGCUAUAUCAUCGAACGUAAAGAUCUUCCUGACGGCCGCUGGAUGAGAUGCAAUUUCACCAAUGUGCCAGAAACAUACUUUGAUGUUACUGGCCUCACAACAGAUCAACAGUAUGACUUCCGCGUUACUGCAAAGACUGCUGCGGGUUCCUUCAGUGAACCAUCCUAUAACACAGGCCCCAUCACAGUCAAGGAUGAUGUAGAUCCACCACGCAUAAUGAUGGACGUGAAGUUCAGAGAUGUCGUAGUUGUAAAAGCAGGAGAGACUCUGAAAAUUAAUGCUGAUAUCGUUGGCCGACCCCUUCCAGUGGCAUCAUGGACAAAAGAUGGUCAUGAAAUUGAGCCCAGGGCCAGAAUUCAAGUCCUUUCUACCGACACCACCACAUCCAUAACAGUUAAGGACUGUGUAAGAACUGAUUCCGGUCAGUAUUUACUCACACUCCAAAAUAUUGGUGGAACUGUAACAAUGCCUGUGAACUGCACAAUCAUUGACAAACCAGGCCCUUCAGCUGGUCCACUGGCAAUCACUGGCAUCACUGCAGAGCAGUGCACAUUGGCAUGGGGACCUCCUCAAGAAAAGGGCGGUGCAGAUAUCAUGCAUUAUGUAGUGGAGCGACGAGAAACAAGCCGACUUGCAUGGACUCUUGUGCAUGGAGAGGUUCAAAAGAAUUAUUACAAGGUCACAAACCUUCUUCAGGAUAAUGAGUACAUCUUUAGAGUUAGGGCUGUAAACAAAUAUGGAGUUGGUGAAUCACUUGAGUCUGAAGUUAUCAAAUGCUGCGAUCCUUUCAUAAUUCCAAGUGCACCAUCAUUUGUUCAAAUCACAGAAAUAACAGGGGAUAUGAUGAAACUCACCUGGGAAAAACCUGAAAGUGAUGGAGGCAGUGACAUAGCAGGAUAUAUAAUUCAAAGGCGUGAGAAAACAGGCAAUCGCUGGGUCCGCUAUAAUAGACAACUUAUUACGGAUGUGACAGCAGAUGUGUCAAAACUACGUAAAGGUUGUGAGUAUGAAUUCCGUGUUCUUGCUGAAAAUGCAGCUGGUACUGGACCUCCUAGUGACCCAUCUGCACCAGCUAGAGCAGAAGAUGAAGCAGACAUACCGGAACCACCAAACAAACCAAAGAUUGUCGAUUUUACCAAGACCUCUAUCUCAAUUGUAUGGCACAAGCCAGGAGAUGAUGGUGGAGCCCCAAUUCUUGGAUAUGGUGUGGAAUAUAAGAAGACAGAGGAUGAGGAAUGGACAGAGGCCAUUGCAUUGACAAAGAAUACAGAGUUUACCAUCUCAGGUCUUACAACUGAUGUGGAAUAUGAGUUUGCUGUCAAAGCAAUCAACAAAGUUGGUGACAGUGACCCCUCUCUACCUUCUGAACCUCAAGUAGCCAAAGACAGAGUAGAUGAGCCUGUAUUUGAUGUUGACAUAGAGAUGCGUAAGACACUACUUGUCACACAUGGCCAUUCAUUCACACUCACUGCACCAUUUAAGGGAAGACCCUCACCAUCAGCUACUUGGGCCAAGGAGGAGGUAGACCUUAAGCUCAGAGCUAGCGUGGAGACCACUGCCACUAGCAGUUCCCUCACUGUUGAGCAUUCAACAAGAAAUGACUCUGGACAGUAUGUUGUUACCAUUGAUAAUGGAAUUGGAACUGCUUCAUUGCCUAUGAUGGUCAAAGUCCUUGACUCUCCUGGGCCCCCACGUAACAUUAAGGCAAAGGAUGUAACAAGGGAUUCUGCUAGAAUUACAUGGGAAGCUCCAGAAAAUGAUGGAGGUGACCCUGUGAAGGCAUACCAUGUUGAAAAACGUGAAGCAAGCAAAAAGGCAUGGGUCACUGUAACAAGUAGUUGCCAUGAGAUGUCCUACAGAGUUGAAGACUUGCAAGAGGGUGCAAUUUAUUACUUCAGAGUCAUUGGAGAGAAUGAAUAUGGUGUGGGUGUUCCUGGAGAGAAGAGAGAUGGAACUAAGAUCACUGAAAAACCAAGUGCACCAGCGAAGUUGGGUGUGACUGGUGUGACAAAGGAUAGCAUCUCCCUGGCCUGGUCAAGACCAGAACAUGAUGGUGGCAGCAGGGUUACAGGCUACCUUAUUGAAGCAGUUGAAAAAGGACAAACUAAAUGGGUGAAAUGUACAACAGUGAAGACAAACUCACACACUAUUAAAGGCUUGAGAGAAAAUGCUGAAUACCUCUUCAGAGUUAUGGCAGAAAAUCAUGCUGGACUCAGUGAACCUAAAGAAAUGAUCAUUCCUGUCAUCGUGAAAGAUCAGCUUGAUCCACCAGAGUUUGACAUGAAGAACUACCCGAAAAACACUGUAUAUGUACGAGCAGGAUCUAAUUUGAAGUUUGAGCUGCCACUGACCGGAAAGCCAAUGCCAAAGGUUACAAUUGCAAGAAAGAAUGUUGCUGCAAAAACGGGAAAGAGGUUCAACUAUGAGGUGACACCAGAAAGCCUCCUCAUCGAUCUAAAGGAAAGCAUUGCCAGUGAUGCAGGCAGAUAUGACAUCACCGCUUCCAAUUCGAGUGGAACAACUAAGAUGUUUGUUAACAUUCUGGUUCUGGAUAGACCUGGUCCACCAGUCGGCCCAGUUGAGGUUGGUGAAAUAGGCGAAACAACUGUGUGCCUGAAAUGGCUUCCACCCGUCUAUGAGGGUGGCAGCCCCGUCACAAACUAUGUUGUGUUGAAAAGAGAAACCAGUACACCUGCUUGGACAGAAGUAACCUCCCAGGUAGCACGAAGUGCUGUCAAAGUUACCAAGCUGACGAACAGAGAGGAAUACCAGUUCAGAAUCAAAGCAGAAAAUCGCUUUGGAAUCAGUGAUCAUAUUGACACACAACCUGUGACGGUGAAACUUCCAUACACCAUCCCUGGUCCACCAUCAACACCAUGGGCUAGCUUUGUCUCAAGAGAGUGCAUCACUGUAUGCUGGCAUGAGCCAGUUGCAGAUGGUGGAAACCCUGUUUUUGGAUACCAUGUCCAAAUGAAAGAGAGAAGCAGCAUCCUGUGGCAGAAGGUCAACAAAACAGCUAUUCCUGGAACUCAAGUCCGUAUUACAAAUAUUUGCCCUGGUAUGAUUUAUGAAUUCAAGGUAUCAGCAGAAAAUGCUGCUGGUAUUGGAAAGAUAAGCAAAACAUCUGAAGAAAUACUCGCAAUUGAUGCUUGUGAACCUCCUGCCAGUGUUAAAGUUACUGAGGUCACAAAGAACUCCAUCAGCUUAGCCUGGCAGAAACCGCCCUAUGAUGGUGGUAGCAAGAUCACUGGCUAUAUGGUUGAAAGAAGAGAGGCUCCAAAUGGCAGAUGGGUGAAGGCUAACUUCACCAACAUACUUGAGAGAAAGUUCACUGUCUCAGGCCUGUCACUGGAUCAAUCUUAUGACUUCAGAGUCAUGGCUAAGAAUGCAAUUGGCUCUGUCAGUAACCCUUCACUUAUUGUUGGACCAGCAACUUGCGUUGACAUAAUUGGUGCACCAGUCAUUGACCUUCCACCAGAGUACUUAGAUGUUGUACAAUAUAAAGCAGGUGUCACUGUCAAGAUCAAAGUUGGAAUUAUCGCUAAACCUUUGCCAACAAUUGAAUGGCUCAAGGAUGACAAGGAGUUGGUACAGACUUCUACUGUUUCAAUUGAGAACACCACUGAUACCUCCGGCAUUCUUAUCAAAGAUGCAACUCGUCUUAACACAGGAACAUAUGAAAUUAAAAUAAAGAAUGUUCUGGGCACAGCAACUGCACAAAUUAGAAUCCAGAUCCUAGAUAAACCUGGACCUCCUGCUGGUAACAUUGAAUUCAAAUCUGUCACAGCUGACAACAUUGUAAUUGCAUGGGAACCAGUCACUGAUAAUGGUGGAGCUGAGGUCACCCAUUAUAUUGCUGAGAAACGAGAAACAAGCCGCGUGAUUUGGGCGACCAUUUCUGAAGAAUUGCAUGCCUGCACUGUCUCUGUUCACAAACUUGUCAGAGGUGCAGAGUAUGUCUUCCGUGUACGUGGUGUCAACAAGUUUGGCCUCGGUGAUACUCUGGAAUCUGAGCCUGUUAUUGCCAAGAAUUCCUUCGUUACCCCUGGACAACCUUCUACACCCGAGGUCACAGAAGCAAACAAGACAUCCAUGAAAGUUGUAUGGGACAAGCCAGGCAUUGAUGGUGGUAGUAUGGUAACCGGCUACCUCAUUGAGAGAAGAAACAAAAAGAGUCUUCGUUGGAAGAGGAUCUACAAAGACCCAAUUAGUGAAACUACACUCGAGGUUCAUCAUCUCACUGAAAACAAUGAAUAUCAGUACCGUGUUUGUGCUAUUAACAGAGCUGGAGAAGGUCCAUUCUCUGAGGUGUCUGACUACUAUAAGGCAGCUGAUCCAGUUGAAACACCACUUGAACCACAAAAACUUAGAGUUGUUGACUCUACUAAAACGUCAAUUACUCUUGGAUGGUCUAAACCUGAAUGGGAUGGUGGAAGUGAAAUCAUCAGCUAUGUUGUUGAGAUGAGAGUGGGAGAAGAAGAAGAAUGGACUGUCAUUAGCCGUAAGGGUGAAGUGAGAACGGCAGAGUAUGUGGCAUCAGGCCUGAAACCAGACACUGAUUACUAUUUCCGUGUGUCUGGUGUCAACUGUGCUGGCCGUGGAGAUCCAAUUGAAAUGGAGGACCCAGUUCAAGCAAAGGAUAUUCUUGAGGAAGCCAUGGUUGAUCCAGAUGUAGCUAUGAGAACACAUUAUAUUGUGAAGGCAGGAAAGGAUGUGGAAAUUAUCGUACCUCUGAAGGGCAGACCUGCUCCAAGUGCAUCCUGGAAGAAAGAUGAUGUCAACAUUGACAAAGAUCCAAGCUAUGAAAUUCACAACACAGAUACAACAUCAGUUAUGGUGAUCCGGGAGGUCACAAGAAAAGACACUGGCAAAUACAUUGUUGAGAUUCAGAAUGGUGUAGGCCAACCAAAAUCUCUCACUGUGUCUGUUAAAGUUCAAGACACGCCAGCAGCCUGCACAAAUUUGACAAUCAAAGAAGUCACUCGUGGCAAAGUCACUCUUAGCUGGGAACCACCUCUUUUAGAUGGUGGUGCAGAAAUCACCAACUUCAUUGUUGAAAAGAGAGAUUCUUCCAAACGUGCAUACUCUUGUGUAACAAACAAAUGCAAAGAAUUAACUUAUGUAAUUGAGGAGGUAUCUGAGAAGACAUCCUACUUCUUCCGUGUCUUAGCUGAGAAUGAAAAUGGCAUAGGUGAUCCCUGCGAGACUGUAGAACCAGUGAAAGCUACUGAGACUCCUGGUCUAGUCAAAGAGCUUUCUAUGAAAGACUCUUCCAAAGAGUCUGUUACACUACAGUGGAAUAAACCAGACUAUGAUGGUGGUAGCAUUAUAACUGACUAUAUUAUUGAAAAGAAACUCAAGGGUGAAGAAGAAUGGGCACCUGCUGGUACUAGUAAGCACCUUGAAUAUGAAGUUAAAAAGCUGAAAGAACUCACAGAAAUGUUCUUCAGAGUCUGCUCAAAGAACGAGAAGGGCACUGGUGAUUUCACAGAAGUUGGACCUAUCAAAGUGGUGGACUUCAUCAUUGCACCAGAAGCAAGCCUUGAGGAAUAUCCAACUGGAGAAAUUAGUGUGCGCCUUGGACAUAAUGUCCAUAUUGAAUUGCCAUACAAGGGCAAACCUCGUCCUAGACUAAUCUGGCUGAAGGACAAUCUGCCGCUCAAGGAAAGUGAGCAGGUGCGCUUCAAGAGGACAGAGAACAAAGCAACUUUAAUGAUUAAAAAUGUAACUAAAGACAAUGGUGGCAAAUACACACUCACUCUUGACAACAACUUCAAGAGAAAUUCAUUCCACAUUCAUGUCAUUACUCUCGGACCACCAUCUAAACCUAUUGGACCCAUUCGUUUGGAUGAAGUCAGAGCAGAACACAUUGCUAUAUCUUGGGAUGAGCCAAAUGAUGAUGGUGGCGGAGAAGUGACAUGCUAUACGGUGGAGAAGCGUGACACCUCCCAGUCAGACUGGAAGAUGGCCUGCUCAAGUGUAGUGGGAACAUCAUUUAAGGUACCUAACCUCAUCAAAGGAUUACAGUAUCAAUUUAGAGUGUGUGCUGAGAACAGAUAUGGUGCUAGCGACCCACUUGUUUCACAAAGUGUCAUUGCCAAGCAUGAGUUCAGACCACCAGGUCCACCUGGCAUGCCUUUUGUAUUCAAUAUCACCAAUGAUGGCAUGAGUCUUCAGUGGGAAACACCAGUAUAUGAUGGUGGUUGUCCAGUCCUUGGCUACCAUGUUGAGAAGAAGGAGAAGAACAGCAUCAUGUGGCAAAAAGUUAACACAAUUCUAGUGACCAAAACAGAAUUCAGAGUCCUGGAGCUCAUUGAGGGUCUGGAGUACCAGUUCAGAGUGUAUGCCCAGAAUGAUGCUGGACAUAGUCGCAUGAGUGAUGUCAGCAAGUUGAACACAGCUGUUUCUCCAGUCGAUCCUCCUGGUACACCUGACUACACUGAUGUUACCAGUAACUCAGUGGCUCUUAAAUGGGAUCCACCUAAGCGUGAUGGAGGAAAUAAGAUUGUUGCCUACAAUGUUGAGAAGAGACAAGGAAAAGGCCGUUGGUUCAAGUGCAAUUUCCAAGAUAUUCCUGAAAGUGAUUUCAUUGUGACUGGACUUGCUUGCAAUGAACGCUACGAGUUCAGAGUUACUGCCAGAAAUGCCAUUGGAACCAUGAGCCCACCUUCUCAGUCCUCUGGCUUCAUUGUGGUCAGAGAUGAAAGCUUUUCUCCAAACAUCGAAUUUGGACAGGAGUACUUUGAAGGAGUUGCUGUUAAGGCUGGAGACAACAUCAGGAUCAAGGUUUCUAUUUCUGGACGCCCAACACCCAAGGUUGUAUGGUACAAGGAUGGUGAGGAAAUCACGAAGAAGAUGAUGGACAUCAUCUCUGCUCCUGGAACCAGCUCAAUCUUUAUUAGAGAUUCUGAUCGUACCCACCGUGGACUGUAUUCUGUAGAAGCCAUAAAUACCUCUGGAAAGAAGAGGGAGGAGAUAAAUGUCCAAGUCUUUGAUACACCUGGAGAGCCAGUGGGACCCAUUGUCUUCUCAAAUAUCUCAGAGGGCAAAGCAACACUUUCAUGGAAUCCUCCUGAAAAUGAUGGCUGCUCUGAGAUCACCCACUACAUUGUUGAGAAGCGUGAAACAUCUAAAAUCUCAUGGGCUCUUGUCACAGAUCAGUGUGAGGAGUGUACAUACAAUGCCUCAAAGCUGAUCAAGACUAAUGAAUACCAGUUCCGAGUUUCAGCAGCCAACAAGAUAGGUGUUGGUAGACCACUGGAUUCUGUACCUGUUAUCGCACAGAUGCAAUACACCUAUCCAGAUGCUCCUGGUACACCAGAUGCAACAGCGGUUGAUGGAGAAAGUAUAACAAUUGCCUGGACAGCUCCAACUAAUGAUGGAGGAAAUCCGAUCAAGCAUUAUAUCGUUGAAAGGCGUGAGAAGAAGACUGGCCGCUGGACAAAGGUUUUGACCAAAAAACCCAUCACCGAAGUUGCACACCGUGUUACUCAUCUCACAGAAGAUGUAGAAUAUGAGUUCCAUGUGAUGGCUGUGAAUGAUGCUGGAAUUGGACAACCUAGCAAUAUAUCAAUGCCCAUCAAGUGUUGUGAGCCUACAGAGACCCCUGAUGCUCCUUCCAUUGUCAAUGUCUUUGAUUCCACCAAGACAUCCAUCAGCUUGGAAUGGACCAGACCGGCAUGGGAUGGUGGAAUGGAAAUCCAAGGUUAUGUAAUUGAGAUGACUACAGCUAUCAAGAAGGUGGUAGAGGAGGAGGAGGAAGAGGAGGAGGAGGAGGAGGAAGAUGAGGAGGGCUGGGAGAGAGUCAACGAAGAUUUGUGCACAGCAACAAAAUAUGUUGUUACUGGGUUGAAAUCUGACAUUGACUACAGGUUCCGUGUCUGUGGUGUGAACAGUGUUGGAAAGGGAGAGACCUGUGAAAUCCCUGAGCCAACCCAAGCUGUUGACAGAGUCAUGGCACCAGAGAUUUACAUUGACGCAAGCUUCAAGCAGACACAUAUAGUGAAGAGUGGAGGAUCUGUCUAUCUUGGUAUUGCAUUCAAGGGAAAGCCAGAUCCUGCUGUCACAUGGGUUAAGGAGGAUGGUGAGCUUGGCGUUUUAUCAGAAAUAAGUACCACAGAAGGCACAUCUUCAUUGACUCUGGAGAACUGCUCAAGAAAUGACACAGGAAAGUACACUGCCACCCUUGAGAACAACAGUGGCUCUAAAUCCAUUACAUUUACUGUCAAGGUCUUAGAUACACCUGGACCACCAACAAAUGUGACCUUCACAGAAGUUGCAAGAGGUGGUGUGUCAUUGAAAUGGGAGCCUCCACUUAAUGAUGGUGGUGCCCGAAUUCAUCAUUACCUUGUUGAGAAGCGAGAAGCUUCACGCCGCACUUGGACAGAGGCUGCAGGAAAAUGCCUUGCCCCAAAACUGAGUAUUUCUGAACUUCUUGAGGGAGUUCCCUACUUCUUCAGGGUAUUGGCAGUAAAUCAGCAUGGCCCUGGAGAGGCAUUUGAAUUCACAGAUCCAGUUGUAGCCACUGCAGAACCUUCAGCUCCUAAAAGACUGGAUGUUCUUGACACCACUGAUACAUCUGUUACUCUUACCUGGCUCAAACCUGAACAUGAUGGUGGUAGUCGCAUCACCAGUUACACUAUUGAGGGUAAAGCAAAGGACACAGAUAAAUGGAUGGUUUGCGGUCAAACUAAAACUCUGGAUUAUGUUGUAGAAAACUUGCCAACAGGUGCAGAGUUUGAAUUCCGUGUUAAAGCCAAAAAUGAUGCAGGCUUUAGUCCACCUAAAGGAAUGUUUGCUGCAGUUGUUGUCAAAGAGCCUCACAUUGAACCAACUGCAGAUCUCAGUGGAAUUGACCAUCAGCUCAUCACAUGCAAGGGUGGUGCAACCUUUGAAAUUGAUGUUCCCAUCAGUGGAAGGCCAGCUCCAAAGGUGACCUGGAAACUGGAGGAAAUGAGGCUGAAGUCAACAGAUAGAGUAUCAAUUGUAACAACUAAAACCAGGACUACUCUAAUUGUUAAGGAGAGCAUGAGAGGUGAUAGUGGCAAAUACUUCCUUACCCUUGAAAAUGUCACUGGAGCAAAGACCUUCACUGUCACUGUCAAUGUCAUUGGCAGACCUAGUGCACCUGAGGGAUCCGUUGAGGUUUCAUCAAUCACAUCUGAAUCUUGUGUGAUUUCCUGGAAUUUACCUGAGGAUGAUGGUGGCACUGAAAUCACCAACUACAUUAUUGAGAAGCGCGAGUCUGGAUCCACAGCUUGGUCACUUAUCAAUUCCAGUGUGAAGCGCACUUCCUUCAUGGUCACAAACUUGACAAAGUAUAUGCAGUACACUUUCCGUGUCCGUGCUGAAAACAGAUUUGGUGUGAGCAAAUCCACUGAGUCUGAAACUAUUGUUGCAGAACAUCCAUUUGUUCCACCGGGUCCGCCAACAAGACCUGAGAUAUUUGGUGUUUCUGCUACAACUAUGAGCAUUCGUUGGGAGGAGCCAUACCAUGAUGGUGGAAGCAAGGUUAAUGGAUACUGGAUCGAGAAGAAAGAACGCAACACCAUUCUUUGGGUCAGGGAGAACAAGAUCCCAUGCUUUGAGUGUGUCUACAAAGUUGAAGGCCUUGCUGAGGGCCUGGAGUAUCAGUUCCGUGUGUAUGCCAUGAAUAGUGCUGGACUUAGCAAGGCAAGUGAUGCUUCAAAGAGGAGGAUUGCCCAGAAUCCAGUUGAUCCUCCUGGCAAACCAGAAGUAACAGAGGUGGGCAGGUCAUCAGUAUCAGUCAAAUGGUCUACACCACUAAACGAUGGUGGAAGCCCCAUUACAGGAUAUAUUGUUGAGCGCAAGCCAUACACUGUCACUGGUGAAGGUCGCUGGCUGAAGUGUAAUUACACCAAUGUCACUGACACAAACUUCAAGGUCACUGCACUUGGAGAGGGUGAAGUCUAUGAAUUCCGAGUAAUUGCCAAAAAUGCAAAUGGUGUGUUAAGCACGCCAUCAGAAUCAACAGGAGCUGUGACUUGCAAAGCAGAAUACACUCCUCCAAGGGCAGAGCUUGACAGCAAACUUCUUGGUGACACUGUCACAGUAAGAGCUGGCUCUGAUCUUGUUCUUGAUGCUGCUGUUGGAGGCAAGCCUGAUCCAAAAGCGUUCUGGUCUAAGGGAAAGAAGGAGCUGGAACUUUGUGAGAAGUACGCUUUGCAGUACACUGCUACCCGUGCUCUUGCAAUCAUCAAAUUCUGCGAUCGCAAUGACACUGGCACAUAUGUUCUGUCAGUGAAAAAUGCCAGUGGAAUCAAGACUGCUGAGGUCAACGUCAAAGUACUUGAUACUCCUGGACCGCCAGCUGAUGCGAUUGUCAUCAGCAAUGUGACAGAGGAUAAGUGCACCGUGACUUGGCAACCACCUCUUGAAGAUGGUGGUGAUGCUGUUGCACAUUAUGUCGUUGAGAGGAGGGACACCAACAGACUCAACUGGGUUGUGAUGGAAGCAGAGUGCAAGGGCCUAUCAUGUGAAAUCAGAAGACUUUUCAAGGACUGUGAAUAUCUCUUCCGUGUCAGAGGUGUCAACAAGUAUGGGGAGGGUGUGCCACUGCAGUCUCAGGCUAUCAUUGCUAGGAACUACUUCACUGUGCCAUCACCACCUGGACCACCCGAAUUACUUGUUGUUGGAAAGGACUUCGCUACCAUUGAGUGGCUGAAGCCAGAAAGUGAUGGUGGAAGUCCAGUUACUAGCUACCUUAUUGAAAGGCGUGAAAGGAAGAGCAUAAGAUGGAUCAAGGUUAACAAGGAUUCUGUGCUCUUGGACACAACUUUCAAGAUCUCAGGCCUACAAGAAGGCAACAUUUACCAGUUCCGUGUUUCAGCGAUAAAUGCUGCUGGUGAUAGCGAAGCAAGUGAAGUAUCCAUGUAUGCUGUCUGCAAAGAGGCAACAUGCACUCCUGCUCCUCCUUCAAUUCCACGCAUUACAGAUACUCAUGCAGAAAGCAUUAGCCUGGCUUGGACAAGACCAUUGGAAGAUGGAGGUGCUGAUAUUAUUGGAUACGUUCUUGAAAUGCAGGAGGAAGAAGCUGGAGCUGAAGCUAAAGCUGAAGCUGAAGCUGGAGCUGAAGAUGAAGAUGAAGAUGAAGAUGAAGGUGUAUGGACCAAAACACAUGAGAAGACUCUGAGAAACACAGAGUACACAGUGACAGGCCUUGUAACUGGCAAGAAGUACUACUUCAGAGUUGCUGCAGUCAAUAUCAAUGGAAUUGGUGAAUUCAGUGAUCCCUGCGCAGAGACAGAGCCUGUUGAAAGAAUUGUAAUUCCUGACCUAGAGAUUCCAGAUGAGCUGACUAAGACUGUUUGCUUGAGGGCAGGAGGUUGCCUUCGUCUUUUUGUUACUGUUACUGGCAGACCAGCACCAACUAUUGCCUGGAGCAAGCCUGGCACAGACCUUCAUACCCGUGGCUUUAUUGAAAUAACUAGACACACUGCCUCUCUGAUAAUUGACAAGGUGCACCGCUACGAUGCUGGCAAAUACAUCAUCUCUGGAGAGAAUUCUGCUGGCAAGAAGGAAGCUGCUAUUCUUGUCAAGAUUUAUGAUACUCCUGGUCCACCAGGUCCAAUUAAAAUCAAGGAACUUACAUCUGAAUCUGCUUUAAUCACAUGGGAUCCUCCUACUGUUGAUGGUGGUGCCCCUGUCAACAAUUACGUUAUUGAGAGAAGGGAGGCAUCAAUGAGAGCCUACAAGACGGUUACAUCCAAAUGCAGCAAGACCUCAUACAAAAUUGAAGGAUUGAUUGAGGGAAUGCUGUACUACUUCAGGGUAUUGCCGGAAAAUCUUUAUGGUGUUGGAGAGCCUAGUGAAACCCCUGAUCUUGUGCUAGUAUGUGAAGUGCCAAUGCCACCGCAUAAAUUUGAUGUUAUUGACAUAACCAAGACCACAGUAACUCUUGCAUGGGAGAAACCAGAACACGAUGGAGGAAGCAGACUUACAGCAUACGUUGUUGAGGCCUGCAAAUUUGGAACAGACAAAUGGAUGAAGGUUGCCACUCUUAAGAUUACAGACUUAGAGUACACUAUUACUGCUCUGACUGAGAAUGAACAGUUCUUCUUCAGAGUCCGUGCUGUGAACAGCAGAGGACCAAGUGAGCCCAAAGAACUUGUAGCACCUGUAACUGUUCAAGAACAAAAAGUUGAGCCACAAAUCAUCCUCACAGAACUUCCACAGAAGGCAGUCAGUGUUCUUGGUGGUAAAACUCUCGAGAUAGAACUGCCACUUGUUGGCAGACCUCUCCCAAAGCCUCUAUGGUAUUUCAAUGACAAAAAGGUGAAGUUUACUGAUCGUGUAAAGGUGAAGAGCACCGGAAAGUCAUCCAAGCUGACCGUGCUUGACACUACUAUUGACGACACUGGAGACUACACUCUUGAAGUCAAGAACAUUCAUGGAACGGCUACAGAAACAAUCAAAGCCACUGUUCUAACCAAACCUGAUGAGCCUAGAGGACCAAUCCGGAUUGAUGAGGUUGAUGCUACCUCUGUCAUGAUCAGCUGGGAACCACCAAUGAGAGACGGUGGAGCCACAGUCAGUGGCUAUGUCGUCGAACAGCGUGAAGCUCAUCGUCCUGGAUGGGUGCCUGUCGAUGAUUCUGUCAGCAGACCAAUCUUCAAGUUCCAGAGACUGACUGAAGGAGAGGAAUAUGUAUUCCGAACUGCAGCAAUUAAUCGCUUUGGCACUGGAGACUACUUGCAGUCUGAGAUUGUGAUGUGCAAGAGUUCUACAUCUAUUCCUGGACCACCUGGCAGACCAACCGUGUUUGAUGUGUCCCGUGAUGGAGUGACCAUUGCCUGGCAUGAACCAGAUGAAGAUGGUGGAGCACCUGUUUCUGGCUAUAUCAUUGAGCGCAAGGAGGUCAGAGCAGACAGAUGGGUUCGCGCUAACAAGAACCCAGUGACCAUGACCAGAUACAGAUCUACUGAUCUGAUUGAAGGUCUUGAAUAUGAACACAGGGUAAUUGCCAUUAAUGCCAGAGGAGUUGGCAAACCAAGUCUCCUCUCCCCACGUGCUGUGGCAGCUGAUCCUGUUGAUCCACCUGGUGCUCCUCAGAACCCAAGAAUCACAGACACAACUAAGACCUCUGUGUCUCUGGCUUGGAGUCCUCCAGAUGAGGAGGGUGGCUCGAAGGUAUCAGGUUAUCUGAUCGAGAUGCAGAAGGUUGGCUCAGUGACUUGGAUCAAGUGUAACACAACACCCUCAAUGAUCUGUGAGUACACACUGACCCAGAUGCCUGCAGGGGAGGAAUUCAAGUUCCGUGUUUUGGCUUGCAAUUCUGGUGGUCCAGGUGAAGCAGCUGAAGUUCCAGGAACAGUCACCAUAACAGAGAUGCAAGAACCUCCAAGUUAUGAUCUUGAGCUCAAGUACAAGGAUGUCUACAUUGUCAGACAAGGUGGAGUCCUCAAACUUACCGUGCCCAUCAAGGGUAAACCAAGUCCUACAUGUAAAUGGACAAAGGAUGGUGCUGAUGUCUCAGAACGGGCAAUGUUCGUAUAUGAUGAAGAUGUCAGUGAGCUUGUCAUCAAAAAUGCAGACAGGAGUGACUCUGGUCUGUACGAGCUUGUGAUCCAGAACAAGGUUGGCAAGAAGGUUCUGCGCAUCAAGGUUAAAGUGAUUGGCCGUCCAAAUGCACCAGAGGGCCCUCUUGCAUAUGAAGAAAUCCAAGCACAUUCUGUGAAAUUAUCCUGGAAACCACCUACUGAUAAUGGUGGCUCUGAAAUCCUUGGUUACAUUGUGGAGAGGCGUGAGCUUCCUAAGACAGCUUGGUACACUGUGGACUCUAGGGUGGUUGAAACAUCACUGGUCCUUAAGGGACUGAAUGAAGGUGCCGAGUACCACUUCAAGGUGACUGCUGAGAACCAGUUUGGCAUCAGUGGAUCUCUCAAAUCGGAAGAGACCCUUGUUCCAAAGACUCCCAUCUGUGUACCUGAAGUCUCAACAAAUCCACCUGAAAUUAUGGAUGUCACAAAGAGCUCAGUUGCGCUGGCCUGGACUAAGCCUAGAGAUGGUGGAUCAGCAAUAACGGCAUACUAUGUUGAGUUCAAACUCACAUCAUCUGAAACUUGGGAGCGCCAUGAACAUAAGAUUACUUCUACCAUGUACACUCUGACUGGUCUGACUGCCGAUGCUGAAUAUCAGUUCAGAGUAGUUGCUGAAAAUGAAAUUGGUCAGAGUGAACCUGGACCUGCAUCUGAUGUAGUUAUGUGCAAAGAUCCAUUUGACAAACCAAGUCAACCAGGUGAGAUUGAUAUAGCAAGUGUUACCAAUAACGCCAUUACCAUUCGCUGGGGAGAACCUGAGUGUGAUGGUGGAAAGGAGAUCCUUGGUUAUUAUGUUGAGUAUAGAAAGUCUAUUGAAAGCACCUGGAAGAAAUGCAACAAGAAGCGCAUCAAGGAGAAAGAAUUCCUCAUACCAAGUCUGCAAGAGGCAACUGAAUAUGAGUUCCGUGUGUUUGCUGAGAAUGCGACUGGAAUCAGCAGACCUCGUAGAACAGCCACAGGCAUUAAAACCAAACUUGCUUCUGGAUCAGCGCCAGGCCUUAGGAAAGAGAUGGAUGAGGUAACAGCAAAACUUGGACAGACAGUAACCAUGAAAUGCCAAAUAGUCGGCCGACCUAUACCCGACAUCAAAUGGUUUAGAUUUGGAAAGGAACUCAAGGUGGGCAUGAAAUAUGAAAUGAGUUCUGAUGGUCGUAACCACCAACUGGUUGUGGUAGCAGACCAACAGGAAGAUGAGGGCGAAUAUACUUGCAAAGGCAUUAACGAGGCCGGUGAAGCUGAGACCACAGGUGUCCUUGUUUUGGAGGCAUCUCCUCGUUUCAAUCCUGAUUAUCCUCUGAAGAGCACAUACUAUGCUGAAUGUGGCACUACCGUGCGCAUUCAUGCCGCCUACAUCGGACGUCCUCAGCCAAAGAUCAUGUGGCUCCAUGGCCCUACACAACUGCAACCCUCUGAGAGCAUUAUUAUGGAGAACACAGAGCAUUACACUCAUUUGGUUCUCAAGAAUGUGCAGCGCAGAGUGAAUGGAGGAAAAUACAGAAUUCGCAUCAACAACCACUUUGGCAGUGCUGACACCGUAUUCGCACUUGAAAUCUUUGAUAAACCCUCCAUGCCAGAAGGUCCAAUCAAGCUUGAGGCUCUACUGAAGAACUCUGUGAUCAUUAGCUGGAAACCACCAAAGGACGAUGGUGGUUCGAUGAUCACAAAUUACAUUGUUGAGAGACGUGAGGACAAGGAAGGUGAUGAAUGGCAACUAGUGUCAUCUUCCAUCACUGGAACAUCGUGCCGCAUUCCCAAUUUGAUUGAAAAUGCUGGAUAUCACUUCCGUGUAUCUGCACAAAACAAAUAUGGCAACAGUGAGACACUUGAGACUCCAAAUGCAAUCCUCAUUAAGAGUCAGUUAGAAAAGCCUGGAGCACCACUGAGUGUUUCUGUUGCUGGUAUAACAAAGAACUCUUGUGUUGUAUCCUGGAGACCACCCCUUAGUGAUGGAGGCUCCAAGAUCAAGACUUACUGCUUGGAGAAAAGAGAUAAGAAGAAGGGUGAAUGGGUCUCUGUGACAAGUGAUGAAAUUCACCAGACAGUGUUCUCUGUCAAGGGCCUGACUGAAGGUGUUGAGUAUGACUUCCGUGUCAAAUGUGAAAAUCUGGGAGGACACAGCGAAUGGAGUGAAGUGUCUCCAAUUGUUAUUCCCAAGACUGAUGUUGAUGUUCGUGCGCCUGCCUUCAAAGAGGAGCUCAGGAACAUGAGUGUCAGAUACAAGAGCAAUGCAACACUUGUUUGCAAGAUUACAGGACAGCCCAAGCCUGUGGUGAAAUGGUUCAGACGUGGCAAAGAGAUUCAGUCUGAUGGCAAGAAACUAAAAGUGCAGGAAUUCAAGGGUGGCUAUCAUCAGCUUGUCAUAACUGCUGCAGAUGAAGAAGACUCAACUGUCUAUCAGAUCAGAGCAACAAACCAGGGUGGAUCAAUCUGUGCAACAGUCUCCCUGGAUGUUGAAGUUCCUGCAAAGAUAAAUCUGCCCAAGAAUCUGAAGGAUAAGGAAGCAAUUCCAGCCCUUCGUGGUGAAGUGGUUAACAUCAAGAUUCCAUUCACCGGCAAACCUGAUCCAGUCAUCACAUGGCAGAAGGGACAAGAUCUUAUUGACAAUGAUGGAUACUACCAAGUCAUUGUAACAAGAUCAUUCACAGCCCUUGUAUUCCCCAAUGGAGUUGAAAGGAAAGAUGCAGGAUUCUAUGUUGUUUGUGCCAAGAACAGAUUUGGCAUUGACCAGCAAACAGUUGAACUUGAUGUAGCUGAUGUGCCUGAUCCUCCACGUGGCAUCAAAGCCAGUGAUAUCUCAAGAGAUUCCGUGACUCUGAACUGGGUUGCACCUGCCAGCGAUGGUGGUAGUAGAGUAAGCAACUAUAUUAUAGAGAAGUGUGCCACUACUGCUGAAAGAUGGAUUCGUGUUGCACAGUCACGUGACACUCAUUACACUGUCACCAACCUCUUUGGAAAAACAAGCUACCAAUUCCGCAUUAUUGCUGAGAACAAGUUUGGUGUGAGUGCACCAUCAGAACCAUCUGGACCUGUGGUAACCAAAGAAGACAAAUCAAGAGUGCUCAACUAUGAUGAAGAAGUUGAUGACACCAGGUCUGUCUCUAAAGCAAGAGCUCCACACUCUGAGGCCAAGAAUGUGCACACCAAGUACAUGAUUGCUGAAGAGCUUGGACGUGGCCAGUUUGGCAUUGUUCACCGUUGUGUUGAGAUCAGCUCUGAGAGGACCUUUAUGGCCAAAUUUGUUAAAGUCAGGGGUGCAGAUCAAGCCCUUGUGAAGAAAGAAAUUGCAAUGCUGAACGUUGCCCGUCACAGGAACUUCCUGUGUCUUCAUGAGUCAUUUGAUAGUCCUGAGGAAUUAGUUAUGAUCUAUGACUUUAUCUCUGGUGUAGACAUAUUUGAACGCCUUGGCACAGCCAACUUUGAGCUUAAUGAGAGAGAAAUUGUCAACUACAUCAAACAGGUCUGUGAAGCUCUUGAGUAUAUGCACAGUAGGAGCUAUGGUCACUUUGACAUCAGACCAGAAACCAUUGUGUAUACCACAAGAAAGGGCACAAACAUCAAGAUCAUUGAGAUGGGACAGACCAUGAAACUUACACCUGGAGACAUAGUCAAAAUUCAGUUCACUACAGCUGAAUAUGCUGCACCUGAAAUCCACCAAAAUGAAAUGGUGAGCACAGUUACCGAUAUGUGGUCAGUUGGUGUCUUGGUUUAUGUACUUCUUAGUGGACUCAAUCCAUUCACAUCUGAAACUAAUCAGCAAAUGAUUGACAGCAUUUCAAAUGCUGAGUACAGCUUUGAUGAUGCUUGUUUCAAGGAAGCUAGCAUUGACGCAUUAGAUUUCAUCGACAGACUGCUUACCAAAGACCGCAAACAUCGUAUGAGUUCUGCGCAAGCUCUGGAACAUCCUUGGUUGACAAAGAGCACUGAGGAACUGAGCACAAAAACAAUCAAUAUUGCAAGACAUAAGAGGUACUACCAGUCUAUGGUCAAGAAGGAGUGGAACACAGUUGUUUCUUCAGCUCGUGUUGCCUCUGGUGGGGCCAUCAGAGGUCAGAGAGGUGUAACAGUGGCUAAAGCCAAGAUUGCACCAUUUGAACAUGGCCCUAUUGCAGGACCAAUCAGGCACAAUAUUUCUGAUGUAGGUGGAGAGGUGAAGUUCGUCUGUACCAUUGAGAACUUUGACAGUAGCACUGAGGUGACUUGGUACUACGGAGUUAGACAACUUGAAGAGGGUGCUAAGUAUGAAAUCACCUAUGAUGACGAAGAGGGAAUUGCAACUAUCACCAUCAAGGGAGUGUCAAAGCCAGAUGAUGGAACUUACAGAUGCAAGGCCGUCAAUGAAUAUGGUGAGGAUUCUGCCUAUGGAGAACUCUUUGUCAACGGAGUUAGAAAACACCGCGACUUCUUUACAUCACGUGUUGUAAAGAAAGUGAAGCGCAGAGUUGACACAACAAGACUGCUCCAGAGACCACCUGAGUUCACGCUGCCUUUGAUGAACCGCAGUGCUUACAUUGGUGAGGAUGUGCGCUUUGGUGUCACAAUCACUGUGCAUCCAGAGCCACGUGUGACGUGGUUGAAAUCCGGGCAGAAAAUGAUACCAGGCUAUGAUGAGAAGAAGUACACAUUCAUAACAGAUAAGGGUCUGUAUCAACUUGUGAUUCACAAUCUUGAUGCUGAUGAUGAUGCUGAAUACAGCGUUGUAGCGCGCAACAGAUUUGGUGACGAUAGCUGCAAAGCCAGACUCACCAUCACUCCUCGUCCUCCUCCUGCUGAUAACACUUUGAGGCCUAUGUUCAAACGUUUACUUGCUAAUGUUGAAUGCAGGGAAGGCCAGAGUGCACGCUUUGAAGUGAGAGUUUCAGGAAAACCAGACCUGAGGUGGGAGAAGGAUGGUUCACCUUUGGCAUUAGGUCCACAAAUCGAGAUUGUGCAUGAGGGCUUGGACUACUUUGUGCUACAUGUCAAAGACACUCUACCUGAAGAUUCAGGAAUUUACAGAGUUGUUGCCACAAACUCUGCUGGGUCUGCAAGUUGCCAAGCCACGCUCAAGGUGGAACGUGUCACACAUGUAAAGAAGGACUACGAGGCUGAAGACGAGAAGAAGAAGAAGAAGAAAGAGGCUCAAACAGAUGACAUUGACAAGAGAGCAAGACUCUCAAUGAUUCUUUCUGGUGCUGAUGUCACUCCUCUUACCCCAUAUGCACAGCAGGCCUUGAGGGAAGCUGCCACUUUGUUCAAACCAGCAGUGGUACCAAAGAAGGCCAAGUCUGAAGCUGAAGCAGCCAAAGAAAAGGAAGAGCGCAAAAAGAGAGCAGAGGAAAAGAGGCUGAGAAUGCCCUAUGAUGUACCACCACCUCGUGAGCAUGCUCCAAAUGUACUUCAAGAGGAUAUGGAGAUCAAGUACUUUGUGCCCUUCUCUGACAUGAAAUGGUACAAGAAACUCCGUGACCAGUAUGAAUUCCCUGAGCCUAUGGACAAGAUCCCGCAGAAGAGACUCAAACGUAUCCGCCUCUCAAGGUGGGAGCAAUUCUAUGAUAUUCCUGUAAGAAUCAAGGACCAGUAUAAGCCAAGAUGGCACAUUCCAACUGUUUCUCAAGAUGAUCUCGAAACAGUAAGACCAGCAAGGCAUCGUACACCUUCCCCAGAAAUAGAGAAUUACUACAGAAUCAGGAGGAGGUCUCUUGGUGAUCUGUCUGAUGAGGAACUCCUUCUGCCGGUCAAAGACUAUCUAUCCAUGAAGCAAACAGAGGAAGAAAGGCUACGUCUUGAGGACGAACUUGAGCUUGGAUACUCUGCUUCUCCACCCAGUUUGAGCCCUGUGCGUUUUGAACUUUCUGCACUACGUCAUCCUUCACCACAGAGAGUGGCGUAUGAAGAAGACGAAGAGGGCGAGGAGGUCCCAACAUAUGACUCCUAUCGUAUUCCCUCUAAAUAUGAAGCUGGCCCCAGCUACAUUGACUUGCGCCAGCGUCAUGACAAGGCUACCUACAGGCCCCCAAGGCAGAAGCAGAGAGUAAAUGAAGAAAGGGAGGACCAAGAGCUACUCCGCUCAGUGACAACCACUCAAAGAAUUACUUCAUACAAGAGUCAGCUCAAACGCAUGGAGUUUGAGGAGAAAACAAGAGUGACUAAAAAGGAGAAAACAACUCGUGCCCCAGUAGUGUCUGAGGGUGGCGAGAUGCCAUAUGUCCCAUUACCACCUUCACCAACCAUGCCAAAGAGGAGAAGAUCACCAUCUCCUAAACCUCGCAAAACACCUGCAGCUGAGACUGAGGCAGCCAGGAAGCCAUCACCUGCUCAAGAGAAGCCACGCACCGCAUCUCCAAGUGUUGCCUCCUCAGAGAAAGUAGCCUCUAUUGACUUGUCAGCAAAGAUUGACUACAUGUCAAGGUAUGAGGCAAGGAAAAAGGCAAUUAAACCUGCAAAGAAAGCUGAGGUUCUGCCACAGCAACCAUUCAGCCUUCGCCAUGCCCCACGCAUUGCAGUAAGAAUGCGCUCUCAUCGUGUGCCACUUGGACAGAACACAAAAUUCACUCUGAACGUCCAGUCUCAAUCACAAACAGAGGGCAAAUGGCUCCACAAUGGACAGGAGAUUCAUGCAAGCAAUAAAUACCAUAUGAGUUGUGUGGGUGGAGUUCUGACCCUUCAAAUCAUGGAUUGUAAUUUAGAGGAUAGUGGUACCUACCGUGUUAUCUGCAAAAAUGCUAAGGGAGAGACCUCGGAUUAUGCUACUCUUGAUGUGGCAGAAGGAGGAUACACAUUUGUCACUCUUCGUCAAGAAGAGGAGCCUCCUGUUCGUCCUCUGCCAAAAAUGACCAAAACUGAUGCUUACCAUGUGUCUUCAAAAUCAGAGGUUUUUGCUGAGACUGAAAUGACAAGAGUGACUGAAGAGACAGAAGUGUCUUCAGUGAUUUCCUUGAGUGAAGUGGAGACUGUUAGUGAAACAGUGGAGACUCACGAAGAGUAUGCAUCCUCUGAAACAAAGCUGGUACUCCAUGAGGAAACUGUGGUAGUAGAGGCUUCUGUUGAGAAAACAAAAUCAACUCUCCCUGCAACAAUUCUUAUCAAACCGCUGUCACUGACAGUGUCAGAGGGAGAAACUGCCAGAUUCUCAUGUGACGUUGAUGGUGAGCCAGCCCCAAGUGUGGCCUGGCUCCGUGAAGGACAAGCCAUUGUAACCUCUCACCGCCACCAUGUCUCAACCACACAGUACAAGUCUACAUUUGAGAUUUCCUCUGUUGAGCUUUCAGAUGAAGGCAAUUACACCCUUGUGGUUGAGAAUUCCGAGGGCAAGCAGGAAGCUGAGUUCAGUCUCACCAUCCGCAAACCAUCAGCUGAGGAGAAAGUAGUUGCCUCACCUCCUAGAGUGAAGUCACCUGUUGCUUCACCCCCACGGGUAAAAUCACCAGAGGCAGUCAAAUCUCCAAAGAGAGUGAAGUCUCCCGAACCUAUUAAGUCACCAGCAAGAGUGAAGUCUCCAACAUCUCCAAAGUCUCCGAGGUCACCAACUCCCAAGGAGAAGCCUUCUUUCACCAUGGGUCUGACAGAUGUCUCAGCAGCCUCAGAUAGCAUUGUGAAGCUGACUGUGAAGGUGUCUGGAGAACCUAAGCCCAAAAUCUCUUGGACGAAAGAUGGAAAGACUCUCUCCCAGGGUGGAAAAUAUGAAAUCUUCGAGGAGCAUGGGUCAGUCUAUCUAGAAAUUUAUGAAUCUGAGGUUUCAGAUAGUGGAGUGUAUAAGUGCACUCUCACAAACAGUGCUGGCUCAGUCUCCUCAUCCUGUACUGUCACAGUUAAAGGUAAGGCUUUUAACACUUAACAUUUCAGUGUUGUGACAUUUAUAAUUGAUUAUGAUUUCAGUGAUCAAAAUGUUGAUCUUCUUGAUCAAAUAGUUAUAAUAUUUUUGUGUCUGCUUAUAGCAUCCGAACAGCUUAUAGCAUCCGAACAGACUCAAAAGGAGUCUGUAUCCACUUAUGAAACCACGGGAGAAGUUGUUGAACAAAUCACAAAAAGGGAAAUUAUUCAUGAGGAAGUCCAGUCUUACACAGAAGUAAAAGCAUCCCAGACCCAAAUGACCAUGACAAUGGGUCAGUCAAUGACACUUAAAGCAAACAUCUCUGGGGCUACUGAUGUCAAAUGGAUCCUGAAUGGAGUCGAAGUUGCCAAUUCAGAGAGCUACAGAUAUGGAGUAUCGGGAAAUGACCAUACAUUGACAAUCAAGAGCAUUAGUCAGCAGGAUCAGGGAAUCAUCACGUGUGAGGCAAAGACUGAACAUGGGGCUGUCAAGUGCCAAUUCGAUACAACGAUCAGUGAGACGCGUUCCGAUGCACCAUCAUUCCUCAGCCAGCCAAAAUCCCAGAAUGUCAAUGCAGGACAAAGUGUAACAUUCAAAUGUGAAGUAUCAGGAGAGCCUUCUCCUGAGGUUGAGUGGCUUAAAGACAAUGUCCUGAUCUCUGUAACAUCAAACAUGAACCUGAGCCGAUCAAAGAAUGUGUACACUCUGGAGAUAAAGGAGGCCACUGCUGCUGACAGUGGGAAAUACACAGUCAAAGCUAAGAACAAGUUUGGACAAUGCUCAGCUACUGCAUCUUUAAAUGUUCUUGGUGUGCUAAAAACACAUGGGGCUCUCCUGGAUGAUUUCAGCUUCGGAAAAAGAAAGAUUUUGACAGUCCCCUGCGCUUUCUCAGGAGAGUCCGCACCUUUCAUUGAGUUGUCCCAUUCAGGGAGGACGUCCAGUGAGGAGAAAAGAGGAUCUCACAACACUCGCUGUGUGAAGGAGAAUGAUGCUGGAGCAUACACCCUCAAGCUGUUCAAAGAGCCUGGAUCUGACACUGCAGCAGUCAAUGUCAACAUUCGAUCUAUGUAUAAAAAAAAGAGAAAAAUCAUAAUAGAAAUUCUACCCCUAUCCCAUUUCCUUUCUUAUUCAGUGCCUUUUUAUUUAUUGGAUGGGUUGAAAUACUCAUUACUUGAUAAAGACCUGGAUUUCUGUUCUUGUAAAUAUGAACUAUUUUUAUACCAAACUUGACAUUAAUUUAUGCCACACUAGACUAAAGUCUAAAGUUGUUAUAAAAUGUGCCAUAUUGGAUAAUUAUGACUAGGAUUUUUGAACCAUUUUUCUGUGACAUGUACAUAAUGUAUAUAGCCGAAUUUACCGGUUAUGGAAAAUGUAUGCAUUGUUAUUUAUGACAAUAACUGAAACAAAGGAACUAAAUGUUUAACAGGAGAAAGUUUCACAUGAAACGAAUACCCUGAAAAACUAGAAACGAAACUAUGUGCCUCAACAAUAAGUUGAAGUCUUAAGAUUGCCUCAACAGGUAGAGAGGCUCCCUGUUGAAGUUAAACUAAAUCAGACACAAUGAAAUGCACUGAUGCAUCUGUGCAUUUGAUAUUUCAACACACAUAUGAUUUUAAAAACUAUGAUCAUAAGACCUUGAGUGCUGUUUGCAUAUUACCCUCAUGUAAGCAGGACAACUAGGCCUUGUGUUCAGACUGAUUAUGUCAUACCACCAUUUUGAUGACAUGCUCAAAGUGCGAGCGGCCUGCACUUUGAGCCUUUUUUUAUUUUAUUUUAUUGUGCACAGGUUCUGGCAUAGGACCAUUUGAAUUGGAUUUUCCAAGUAACAUCACCUGGCCAUUUAUUUUUCAAAAAUUCAAUUUAAGUGCUUCUUUGCAGAAUCAGUGCCACCUCUUGGAGGAUUGCUAGGUAAUUUUUGUGUGUUUUUGUGUUAGUGUGUGUUAGCAUUAGAACCUCACAUUGUCAGUAGUCAGGGUAAACAACAAGCAAGAGUGCCACAGUCUCACCAUCUGCUGUGCUAAGAACAUGACCUAAUACAUGUAAGCAAUGCCCUGCACUUUGAUUGAACUUAUUUAUGUAGUACUUAUAUAUUCAACCUCCUUGAGUUUUAUGAUUACUGAUUUAAUAAAGCAUGAUUGCAGCACCAUAA
Messenger RNA from Sardina pilchardus (European sardine), 80052 nucleotides. Its product is annotated as titin-like. NCBI's taxonomy places the organism in Eukaryota, Metazoa, Chordata, Actinopteri, Clupeiformes, Clupeidae. Gene Ontology annotation, molecular function: ATP binding; protein kinase activity; protein binding. Gene Ontology annotation, biological process: protein phosphorylation. The record is from RefSeq and is a predicted model, not a curated record.